GCUUAGUUUUAUAUUCAGUUAAAAUAUUCAGGGUCCCAGGUUCAAUCCCCGGCACUUCCAGUUAAUAGAUCAUGAGAAAGGCCCCACUCUGCCUCAGAUCCUAGACAACUACUGUUGCCAGGCAAGAGGAGACAAAGCAGGGAUCGGUGGAUCAGCCCUCCCAGACCCAUCCCCCGAUCCGUAAAGGGCAGGGGCUGGGGCAAUCCGGAAUCCUGCACAAUUCGUAGCCUAGGACGUGACGCCUGCUCCUUUAACGAUGGAGGAGAAUAAAAGCCGCUGUGCACAUUUAGCGCGAUGAUGGCUUGCGUUCCCGGUGCAAACAGCCGCACCCGUUUUCAAAGGAGUCAGGAGCGAGGCCUCUCCAAACACGUGGGCACCAGCAAUUUCAACGGGGGUUGACAUCGAUGUAAAUACAGGCGGCUCCCUAUCGGCGAUGCGGCAGCUCCUGCUGGUGUUUACAAAGCAGAGCGGACCCCCCAACACACAAUCCCGCCCCAUUCAACCGCCCCGGCUCUCACUUCGCCGCUCUCAGGGCGGGACUGGCAGCCCAGGCGAGCGAGCGAAGCGGCCCUCGCCGAAGCUUGGCUUCCUUUGCCGCUUCCUGCUCCUCCUCCUCCUUGGCUUCUGCCGCCGCCGCUCCAGCCUGCAGCCUGCGAGGGCGAAGCCCGUCGCCCAGCGCGGUGAGUGCGGCGGGCCGGGGGAGGCAAGCUAAGGGGAGGCAUCUCGCUUGGGUGGGGGCCGUGGAAACCGAAGCGGUGGGGGCGCGAGGUGCUGGGCGGGGAAGGGGCUGCUCGGCCUGUGGGCCCUUCCUCGUCCGCUUUGCAGUGCCUGGGGACCCCCGCUGAGGGCUCCGCGGUGCUUCCCCGAGGGCCCGAGGUCUUGCAGGCGGUGGCUGAGGCGCCCUUGACCCGGCCUUCCUCAGUCGUGGCCUAGGCAGGCGGCCUGCGCUGACUGGGGACACCUUUGGGGGUUGAAUUGUGACGCCGCCUUGCACCUCUCGCCCUGGCGGAAGAACUGGUAGGCCGGGUCCCGGGUGGUGAACGCUUAGCUCUCUCCGAUCCUUUAAAGGGCCCAGGCCUACGCGGGAGUAUUUGGGAGUAAGCCUCGACCCUGGGCUCCAUAGUGUUUGCUGCCCAAAUGAGUGUGCCCACUAACGUAUUGUUGGCCCAGUUGGCUAGAGUCAACAGUGUGAGGCAGCAGCAAAAAAGCUCAUGCUGUUCUAGGCUGCAUCAGCAGAAGUACAGUGCCCAGAUCAAGGGAAGUGAUAGUACUACUCUAUUCUGCCUUGGUCAGACCACACUUGGAAUACUGUGUCCUAUUCUGGGCACCACAAUUGAAGAAGGAUGUUGACCAGGAUGAUCAAGGGCCUGGAAACUAAGCCUUAUGAGGAGCGCUUGAAGGAGCUGGGUAUGUUUAGCCUGGAAAAGAGGAGACUGAGAGGAGAUAUGAUAGCCAUAUCUUAAGGGCUGUCACAUGGAGGAGGGAGCAUGCUUGUUUUCUCCUGCUCUGGAGGGUAGUAAUCAAACCAAUGGCUUCAUGUUGGAAGAAAGGAGAUUCCUGCUUCACAUUUGGAAAAACUUUCUGACAGUAAGAGCUGUUCAGCAGUGGAACAGACUCCCACGAGGGGUGGUGGACUCUCCUUCCUUGCAGGUUUUUAAACAGAGAUUGGAUGGCCAUCUGUCAUAGAUACUUUAGCAUUACAGAGGAUUGGACUAGAUGACCCUUGGGUCCCUUCCAAGAUUCUGUGGUGCCAAGGUUGCAGGUUCAGUCCUCAUACGGGCCAACUGCAUAUUCCUUCAUUGCAGGGGGUUGGACUAGAGUAGAUGGCCUUUGGGAUCCCAUCCAACACUGCAGUUCUAUGAACUAGUGCAAAUCUUGGGAACAUUGGGCUCUCCAGGUGUCGCUGGACUACAGUUCCCAUCAGCCCUAAUCAGCAUAGGGAUGGUGAGUGUUGUACUCUGGUGACAUCUGAAGGGCCAGUUGUUUCCCCAGCCUUGAUCUAGGGAAUACAUAUCCUCUGUAGUGUACAACACUCCUUAUUGAACAUCUCAGGAUUUGCGUCCAAGAAAACAUGUUCAGAUCAUGCAAGGAGGUAGUUGUUUUGCUGGUCAUGGUGAAUGGGGACUGCAAAAGCAUAAAGAGCACCCAAGGUAGGGGAGAAAAUGUGUCCUGUAUAUGUCCGCAGGAAAUUGUGAGUCAAGUAGUAAGGGCAGUUUGGGUGCAGGGAGUUGUUGCUAUAUUAGUCCCAAAGGAGGAGAAACAAAAUAGGUAAGCUGAGCUGUCUUGCUUGAGGCUGCCUUGUGUUGGUACACACUUAUGCAAGUUGCCAAGUCACACAGAGCUCUAAUAAAUGCUCAAGAGGAAGUGUGAACAAACCAAUCUCAAACUGCCAGUGCAAAUAGCACAGAACAAUAUUUUGUGAAUAUUUGACUACCCCUUUCCACCCCGUGUUAGAAACUGAGAUAUGAAGGCUAGGAGCUAAAUGGCACCUUAAACCUAGGUUAUGGGCACAACAACAGAAUGUCUAGGCACGCUUUUUACUAACAAGAAUACAAAACUGAAAAUUAAUGAACUGCAAUUAAAAUACUAUGUUCAUUUUUCAUAGGGUCUAGUCCUUCCCCUGCCUGUCCACCCCCUAAUAUUCUUAAGGGGGUCUCUUCUCCAGUCUUCAGAUAGUAGCUGGAAGUGGGGAGGCAGAAAAAAGUCCUCCUUCCACUCAUUCCACUCUACAGUUUUAAUCGGAAAUUUUAGGCUCAGUACUGAGCUCAGAAACUGCUUGCGCUGAUGAAAUUCCCUGUUGCAAAAUGCACCUAGAACAAUGGGAGUUUUGAACACUGUUUUCACCUGCAGGAGCACCCAGUUCUUGGAGUUCAUGUUUUAAGAAAAAUUCAUUAAGAACUCUAGGACAGGUUGGGAAAUCUGUGACUAUCUAGAUGCUGUUCUAACUUCCAUCAGCCCCAGCGAGAAUGGCCAAUGAUAGGAAAUAAUGGGAAUUGUAGUCCAACAAUAUCUGGAGGCCCACAGGUUCCCCACCUGCUCUGGAGUGUUGUGGAAGUUCUUGUUCAGGGCUUCUGCUGACAGGGCUGGUUGGUUAGCUGAAGCCUGCUCAUAAUGUGCUUCUAAAGCUUGGUUCAUUGUUGAAUAUAGUAUUCUAUAUCAUAGACCUCUGUUGGAUAGGAAUAGCUAAUUAUUACAUAUAUAUUAUAGAAACUGGCUCAGUAAAAGCUAAUUGGAGUGCCUUUGUACUUUUUUCCACUUGCAUGCUUACCUGUUUGGUGCCCAGAAGCUGACUGAUAGGUUUGUGCAUAUCAUUGAAGUUUUCCUUUGCUUCUUUGUUAUAAAUGUGAACUUUAUUCCUAAGGUGUGACAGAUGACCAGAAAUGCAAACAAUUAAAAAAGAAUCAGACUUGCUGUCUAGUCCCUUCUAGUUAUACCAGUAGGCCCUUGUGUCAUAUGUGCCUUGCCCUUUGUCAUGUGGUUCAGUGUUAGAGGAAAAAGGGAGCAGGAUCAAGCAUGUUUACAGAAGGCAGUUAUUCUUUUUCUUGUGAAUCAAAAUAAGUCAUUGGAAAGUGAUUUGAAAUCCAGUUUAUUUGAUGAGCACAGUCUUUUUUGUUUUGGGGGGUGGGGUAUCUGAAGCUGUCUUGUUAUCAAGAGACACCAUUGCUCCACCUAGACUUCAAUCAUAUGGUCUCUGGGAGAGUAUCUCUCAGGAUGGGUUAAAUCGAAUUUUCCAGCUACAAAGAGGGACAUUUGGCACUCUGGUUCAACCUCUGAUGUCAGAAGGGCAAAAAAUGGGUGUUUCUGUGGUGUGCCAGUAGGUGCCAGGAUCUGAAGGAGCCUAGGCCAUGACCAGGGAGAUAUGUAGAUAUGUGUGUCUAAAUUCCUCCUUCCUGUUUCCCUCUCUUUGGAAAGAAUAGUUAGGAAGUGUGGAAUAACUUAUUCAGGGAGGCAGGAAUCCUAUUGAGUGGUGCAGAACGUUUCUUUAUCUUCACUUCCACCCUGCUGGCAGAGCCCAUGAUUAUGUUGAAUGUGGUUCUUAAUGCAUCCCUCCCCGCCCACACCGACAUUAAGAUUGCAGUCCUUCACAGGCAACUUUGUAGCAGUGACAUCAACUUGGAAUUUUAGGGUUCAGUUCAUCCAUCAGUUGUAUGACUUUUCAUUCAUUUCCGUGGGUAUUGUGUAGAACCUCUGUGCUGUGCAGACCUAAACCCCUAGAAUUUUUUCAGAUGCACUUUGUCCUACUGGGCAAAUAAUGUUUUAUUUGAAGAACUGGUUUUUAUCAGUCACACCUGCCUCUAUUGCAUUUUGUUCGAUCCUAGGUUCUUUUAUUGUGAUAUGGUAAUUUUUAAUUGUUGCAAGCCACCCUGAGUGAGAUAAAUGCUUUAAAAAAUGUACUGCUUCCACUCUUUUCCGUAACGCCUACAUCUUCUCUGAGUGCUGGUCACUUGAUGAGAAAAUACGUAGUUUUAAUGAGCGUUUGUUUUACUUGCUUUUACUUUUUAUUUUGUUCUUGGAUAAGAAAUACCUUGCAGGAUCAGACUAAGGCCCAACAAAUCUAAUAUCCUGUUUCUAGCAGUAGCCACCCCUUCAUGCUUGUAGCAUGGUGGACAUCCUCUAUUGUUUCCAGCCUUAUCACUGAACUAAAGUGGUAACAUGAGCCAAGCAACUUCUAUGAAAUACAGCCACCUGAAUAACACUUGUGCAAAGUUACCGCUAUGCAGUACUGAGCCAAAUAUUUUAGAAUAUUUGUGCCAGUUACUGUAAUUUAGCUUUCUAAGUAUCUCUUUUUGACUUCAAAAUGAAGACAGCACUGCAGCUUACAAGUAGGCUAUAUGUUGUUGACUUGAGAAGUUUCUCGAUAAUGUACUUGAGUUGUAAAGCUUUUGUCAGAUUUCUCCAGGAAAUAUUGCAAAACUGGUAUUCUGUAGAUUUGUUCCCCCUUAAGUUGUGCAACAGCACACCAUCUGUCUUGGGUUUUGCUGGUAGUGUCCAAUGUAGAGCAACUUGUCCUUGGUUUGAGAUUGACAUGUGUCAUGAAGAACAAACUGGGGCAGCCUGCUAUGUAGAAAAAAAGUGAUGUAAUAUUACACCCUCGGCAGUUAGUGGCUUCCUAGGAAAGAGUGCUAAUCAUUCCAUCGGCCUGACAUCCUGCUGUCUUGUCAACCACUAUAUGUUUCCCCUUGGGCUGUACCAGAGCCACACUUCAGAACCCAUUAUCUCCAAGCUCCUGGGUUCUCUGACCAUAGAAGCAGCAUCUAAAUUGGAUCAUAAAAGAUGGCCAGCAAGCAGAUAUUUCCCUUCUUUUCAACAUUUAGUUUAAUACUGUAGAGAGUUGUCAAAAAUAUUUGUGAUGAAGCAAACUGUAGUGACCCACAUGAAUGACCUUGGAAGACAUGAAUGGCUUAUAAAAACAAGAAUCAGUAAAACCUACUUAUUCAUUUAAAAAUCUGCAGUUAAAACCAUCAAAUAGCAGGACUGGAAUAAAUCAAUUUCUUGAAUACAGAAAAAAUAACUUUUCAGAACCCAUCUAAAUUCAGGAAGAGAGGGAACAUGACAGAUUUAUCCAAGAAGGACAAUCCAAAGUUUUGAUGCCACUACAAGAAAGACCCUGUCUCUUGUAACCAUCUGUAUUGUCCACGUCAAAGGCAUGUGGGCUAUGCUUUGGUUGGUGUACUUGUUAAUGUAUCUAUCGCCAACAGACUUCGACUAAAUUACUGAAGAGGUGUUGAGGUUUUCCUAGUAUUGUUGUCUUGAGUGACUUUCAUUUGUAUGCUGAAUUAAGAGAUGUGCUCAGGUUUUCAUAGCCAUCAUGGCAAUAAUGGGCUUACUCUAACGAGUAUCUGACCCAAUGCUUGUUACAGGUCACAGUUUGAAAUCUGGUAAUUUAUUCUGAUCAGCUAAUGACUGAUUUGUGUCUGCAAAAUGAGGGCUGGGGCUUCUUCUUUGGGAUUUUAAGCCUCUGCACUUCUGAAUUCUGCCGUAGAACCUAUUUUAAAGCCUAGUCCACGGUGACAGUAAUGAGAUUUCAUUUUUGCCAUCAUUAUGCCCAAAUAGGCUUGUCCUGCUGAGCUUUCCCAAAUGGUUAAGGGCCUGUUGCAGUCUGCCACUUUUCUUGCUGAGAAAUUGAAAAUCUCAGUUGCUUACUAUGGUAAAUUCAACAAACUCUGGGUUCCUUAGAGCUUUGUGGAUAAAAUUACUUGGACUCAGAUUCAACGUCUAUAGCUAUCAGGGCUGAGCUGUAGGCAGUGUUGAGCCUGGAGUUGCACCAAGGAUUUGAAGUAGAGAAGCCAGCAGUCUGGUGUUAAGGACAACCAAAGGAUACAGGAGCAUUCUAAAUCUCAGAAAGACUGUGUUGCUUAUUCUUAACUGGAACAAGAAGCCUUCUUAUUCUUAUUCCUGUCCAGGAAGAUCCAUGGGUGAGCAGGGUCAGUUCAGGGCCUUGGCUGCUUAGGCAGAUAUUAUAGCUGGUAGUUUGUGGCUCACCAUAUGGGCCAGUCACAUAUGGAUUAAAGUCUGAGCUACAGUAGUCUUCCAUAAUUUGAGGCAUCCAGAAACUUGGGAGUUCUUUGGAUUAAUUUAGAUUUUUGAGACCUAAGAAUGUGGACAGGGUGCUGGAUUCAGUCCAUGCCAGUGCAUUGCCUGUUCAAUCCAUAUGCAUCAAAGUUAGUGAUGAUUGGAGUCAGUGAGGUCUGUAUUUUCAAAGUUGUGGAAGCUUCCUUCAGGGAAGGUUCAGUUACAUCCUCUUCAAAAGAAGCAGUAGCAAGGCCUCGACUGAAAAAGGCUUCUCUAGAUACCCUGGAGUUGUGGAUUUAAAGCAGGCAUAGGCAAACACUGCCCUCCAGAUGUUUUGGGACUACAAUUCCCAUCAUCCCUGACCACUCGUCCUGUUAGCUAGGGAUCAUGGGAGUUGUAGUCCCAAAACAUCUGGAAGGCUGAGUUUGCCUACGCCUGAUUUAAAGUCUAACUUCCCAUUCCUACAAAAAACAGAGCAGAAAAGGGCAGGCCAGCUCUAUGGAUGAACUGAAAUAGGUUGUGAUAUCGUUUGAGAUGGAGGCUUCCUGUGUUUUCAUUAUUGAUGCCCCGUGCUGAGAGGGGGAUUCUGAUCCAGACUGGUAUCCUUCUGGACCUAAUAAGUGAGUUAGGAGUAGGAAUGGGCUGUGUUAGCUGUACCAUUACUCAUGCAUUACUGGGAGGCUUCAGAAGGUGGUGUUGGGAGACUACUGCUGUUCUCUGUGUUUGUCUUGUCUCUCCUGCUUUUGAGUUUCUACAUGACCCUUCUAUGUGUAUCUGGCAUAUGAGUAGAGGGUACCAUUGAUGGAUCCCCACAGAACCCCAUGAAAAAGAGAAGUAAUCUUCUGGCACCCCCCACCCCAGUAAUGUUGUAGGUGGGCUGUGCCUAUGGCAUGGAAUAUCAUGGUUAUGACACUUUGAGAAUUUCAAAUGACGUUUGGGGAUGGAAACAGCGUUUCUGCUACUACCAGCCUGUAGUUCUGGUUCUUUUACUGCUCCAGGAGGCAUUAAGUGCUUGUAUGCUUUGAAAGGCUUUCAGAGCUGUCGCUGUGCUGAAACGUCUUAUCUGCUGAUUGAUGACAUUGUCCAGUUGCUAGUCAUGACGAAUACGGUCCUGACUGUAAUUGGGUGACAGUUGAUCUAGCUCUGGACAUCUAAAAUGCCACAGGUAGUUAUGAAACACAUCUGCGUGUAGCUCAUGUGAAAAUGCAAGACAUCUGUAAACAUGUCAUUCAUAGAAAAUGGGAGGAAGCAAGACCUGUCAUCAUCCAUGCUUUUUGACCACAUGUAAAAUCAAGCCUUAUCCUAUAAUUAUCAUGAGGUUAAGUAUUGAUCAGGCAGUCACUGCUGUAUAAAACAGAUAAAAGCUUUACGUAUUUUCUUUUAUUAAAAUUGCUUUUAAUAUAGCGGCAGUAACCAGUGUUCUAGCUCUGAGGAGAGCAUUGGCCUUGGCCUGAGGAUAACUGGUUGGCCAUGGAGCUCACUGAAUGCCUUUGGGCUACUGUCACUCAGGCUUGUUUUCCUCUCAGGUUUGUUGUGAGGAUAAAAUGGAUGGGAAUUCCCUGUGGUCCUUGGAAGCAGGAUAGCAUAAAAUGUAAGGUAUAAAUAAUACACUAAUCCUGGGGGAGAAAUGUCAUAGUUGCAAGUACCAAUAGGGUAGUUGUAAGGCAUUCAUGUCUCCAAUGAAAAGUCCAGGGGUGUCUAAUUGGGGUCUGCAUUAUGCAGAGUUAUACUAAAAGCAGGUAGAGUUAUAGUCAAACUUACUUUUUAAAAAUGUAGCCCCUUUCCACUAUUUUUGGUAAGCUCCAGUUUCAUUGCACAACAAUAUUUUUAAGCAUAAGUUGAGAGUCACUGCCAAUUAAGGCAGUGGGAAUAAUUGCUGCUGGGACCUCUCCAGGCCAUUUAUUUGAGAGUGGGGCUGCUUAUUGCAUUUCUUUGCCAACAUAAUGCAGAAUUUUAGGAGUCAUUUAUGGUAGCCAAACCUUUCCGUAUUAGCAAUACAUAUUUCUUCAUUUCUUUUCCAGCAGAUAACAGAUGCGGGUAAAAGAUCCAUCAAGGGCUAUCCCUGUCAAAACCAAGACACACACAAAGUCAAAUCAGCAUCAAGAUGAUGAUUCUUCAGAUGAUAUCACAGGUAAAAAAAAGCCAUCUAAUGGUCUGAAUCAAUUGACACAAUCAUGUGGGUAGUAAUAAUUUGUAUUUAAUGUAUCGGCUGGUUCCUGACUCUGAUGAAUAGAAAAUGUGGAGACCCCACCAUGUAUCAAGAAGGGCUUUUAGCACACCUCCACUCCAGUAACCCAUACUAAUGCUAAAAGCCUGAUCUUGAUAGUGCUUGCAUGCAACUGUUUUGCCACAGACAAGGAGGCAAUAUUGCCUGUGAUUUUAGGUAGUUGUUGAGCAACUACUAAAUGUGAGUGGUUGGAGUGACUCAGCCCAUGGUCAUCAAGGAAAGGAAAGCAUUGUCCAUAUUGUUUCUAUUACUAUUAACUCAUCCUUCACCCUAAGGUUCCAAGGUGGGUUUCAACAAUUUAAAAUACAGUUUAAAAACUUACUGUAAAAAUACAGUCCAUGGGAACUGCUGGUUCCUAGUUUAAUUAGCAGACUUCCAACAGUUGCUUUCAGUUGAAAUAUCUAUGGCUUGAUGAUUUAUGAAAUGAUAUUAUCCUUGGAGUACUCUUAUUUCAGGAAUUUAUAUGUUUGUAGAACUGCAUCUUUUUAUGGUGGAAUGAGAAGGGAAGUAAGAAUAGCAGUGACGACACUACUGAAAAGCUUGGAGGAGAGGAGGAGGAAAGGACAGACCGAAUAGGUUUAUCUGAUUUGCACAAUGGAGGGGAAAGUGCAUAAAUCUUGUUGGUUCAUGCAACGGCUGAAAUUUCAUACACGACCACUAUUACUGCUAAUUGUUAUUUAAUUUAUUAGUCACUUGACAUAUAAAAAGUCUCCAAGUGAUUCACAAAACUUAAAAGCGUGAAGCAUGGCAUAACAUAAAAAAGAGCAAAGCCUCACAGUAACCUAUGAAGCAAACCCAAUAAAACAGCAGUAAAAACAUGUCAUCAAUACAUAGCAAAAUGAUACUAUGAAGGGGAUGGGGUGUGCAUUUAUAGUCUUUGAGAAGCCAUUAAUGGCAGUCUCACCGUUACGUGAUUUCAUCCCCUUCCAAAUUUACAAAUAUGUUUUCUUGCCAAAGAUCUGUUACAACAAUAAAACAUAUGCCUUAAACAUGUUCAUCUUUUUUUUUUUUUACUACUUCCAUAGGUCUGACAUGCCAGCAUGUAAGCCAGGCAGUGGAUGUGCAUAAUGUGAAGAGAGCAGUAGCUCAAAAUGUCUGGUCAAUAUGUUCAGAGUGCUUAAAAGAAAGAAGAAUAUGUGAUGGUGAGCCAGUAAUGCCUUCUGACAUAUGGCUGUGCCUCAAAUGUGGUACUCAGGUAAAUAAAUAUGUGACUUUAAAGAUACGUAAUAUGUAUAGUUUCUAACCUGCCCCCUAGCCCAUAACAAGGUAUAUAACACAGCUCAUCGACUUAGUAGAGUUCCACUAAAGUACCAAUAGAAAUCAGUCUAGGACUAAGAGUUUGGAGUUCUGUUCAUUUGUGGCAUCUGGACAAUAACACUUUAGUUCUUGCUUAGGUAUGCCUAGCAGCUUGUUAUUCCUUAGGUCUUUUUGUCUGGAUGUUUUGAAGAAAAGCCAGAAUUAGAGCAGUGCAUAUGUUUUGAAACAAUGAAAUUGUUUGGCCAUUUUGUGUCUAUUAUAACCCAAUGCCUAGAUAAAGAGUAACAUUUUUGGAACAAUUACUCUUUAUCUAGGCAUUGGAUUGUUUAGAAGCUGUUUUUGUCAGGGGUCUUUAAAAUUUCAUACAAGCUACAACAGGUCAGCCCAGGAACGGAAACUUGACAAGAAGAAAAUUUGCUGAUUUUACUAAAGAACAUAGUAGUUAUGAUAACUUUAGUUUAACAUUUUUAUUAAUGAAUUCAGGGCUGCAGUCAAAACUCAGAAGGCCAGCAUUCACUUAAGCAUUUCCAGAAUGCACUAGGCGAGCCUCAUUGCAUUGUAAUCAACCUCAGCACAUGGAUCGUAUGGUAAGUAAACUUGUGUUUUGAGAGGGGAAGCUGUGUGUGUUUGUGAGGGAAGACAUACACUUGUACACCCCGUAAUAUACAGGUAUGCAUACAUACAAUGAUUCAUUCCUUUUGUACAUGAAAUUCUUCUUGGAGUUUCACUAACAUUUUUUUGAUUUAGUUAUUCAACAAGAAAAUAUAAGCUGGUUAAAGAAAGACCUUUGUUUUAUUGCGAAUGAUAAUUCUAGUAUGUCAAACUAAUAACUUAUUAGAAUGUGAAGUUUGUUAAUGUGGACUCUGAAAUGUAGCUUCUGCUCCCCAGAGGUUAUAGAUAUAUAAAAUAUAUUAUAUAUAUAUAUAAUUCUGCUCGUAUGGGUCAUCUGCUUUAUUACAGUUUUUUACCACCCUACGGUGAAACAACAACAACAACAACAACAACAACAACAAUUUUACCGGCUACUCCUGCAGGUCCAGUGUUGUGAUUCUGUGAUGCCGAAAGGGUUUUGUGACCCGAAGACCCACCAAAUGUGUCACUUUUUAAAAGGGAAAUUGCCCCACCCACUUUUCACAUUGGACCUCCCAGAGGUCAACCCCUGAAAAAGGUUACCCCUGCUGUUAAUAGGUGUCAAUAGGAUCAGACACAGAGGUUCCAGUAGUAGUUUGAGAAGAUAAUUACUCCAUAUGUAAUGGCUAUGGGAUCCAGCCCUCACUCUACCACCUGGUGGUGGUUGAGGUGGUGGAAUUGUGGAAGGACAAAGUCUCUUUCAUGUUCCCCUCUCUCAUACAUGGCUUUUUUUCUUUUUUCUUUUUUCUUUUAAGCAGUCAGAUUCACAGUAGCAAAGUGAUCUACACUGCUUAUACCUAAGAGGGACUUUCCUUUUCAGGGAUAGAUCACAGUUCAUCUGCAGAAGUUCUGUUGUCAGUAAUGUUGCUUCGGACAUCCCUUGUGACCGAGGGCCAAACUAAAUAUCAUAUGUUUGGGAGCAGGGGUGUUUUAACCCUUUCUGUCUGUGCCUUCCUUGUGAUCGGAGAGAGGACUGUUGACAUCCCCAUCCAGGCACUGUAGUAUGCUCACCCUAGCAUUGUGGCUACACAGUCUCUUUUUGCCGCCGCUGCCACCAAAAUCUAGGUGGUGCUGGUGGUGGGGAAUUUGCUUGGUUCAAGUCCCAACAUGAAUAUGUUGUUUAUAGUAGUUGUAACAUGCAGUCUGUAUAUAGACAUUACCUGAAAUAAGGAAUCACAAUGUUUUAUGACUUCAUAUAAAGUCAUAAGAAUUUAAGAUUUGCCUGGAGAAUCGUUAUGACAACAUUUUAAAUCCUUAUUCUAGGUGUUAUGAAUGUAAUGAAGAGCUAUCAACACACUGUAACAAGAAGGCUUUGGCGCAGAUAGUCGACUUCCUCCAAAGACAUGUUACUAGAAAUGAAUCAAGUAAGUAUGCGUUAAUAAAAGUUAUAUGGGGCUAAAGUCGAUAUCAUGCCUCUUUUUAUUUUUGAGAAAUUAAACAUGAGGCUUACAGAUCCAGCAGGUCCUUUAAGAGUCCCGUGUGGCCCACAACAUUACAGUCAUGCACCAAACAAAUGACUGAAUUAUCUUUAGUGCUAAUAAGUAAUGCCCCUAAAUUAGUAGGGAAUCUUAAGAGACCAUCUUGGCGGUGAUUCCUGGAAGACCUGCUCCCUGCCUUGCAGGCCUUUUCCCACCUAGCCUGGGAGGGUGGGGCCCUGGCUGACUCCAGCUACAAAAACUGUGGCUGCUGAACAGACUCUUGGGCUAGGGAAUUGCUCAGGGAAGAUUUGUUGGGGGGGACGACACAAUUGCUGUUACCGAUAUUACUUUUUUGUAUCUUUAUCUGAGAUCUUAAUAUGAUUUAUGUGGAAAUUCUUCAAUUUUGUACUUUUUGAUGUUUUAUUUAUUGUUUACGAUUACUUUUGUUGUGUUUUUGAUUGUGUAUUUUUUUUACAUGUUGUCAGCUACCUUGAGCAUAGUUUUAACUAUGGAAAGGCAGCAUACAAAUAAAAUUAUGUAUGUAUGUAUGUAUGUAUGUAUGUGAGAGGGUUAUCUCGACAACUCUACAGAGCACCUCAGUAGUUCACUUGCAAAAGAGCGGUGCCAGGCUUUCUAGCCAUCUGUCUAGAAAACCCUGACAUCUAGUUGUAUUGAGGUUUGAGAGGUUAUUCUGUAAUGAAGGAAGAGGUACAGGAUAUACAUAAUUAAGUUACGUGCCGAAGUAACUUACUAAGUUAUGUGCCUAAGUGACUUCUAUUCCUAAGUUAUUAAGUAACUUAUGAAAGGAACGCGGGUGGCGCUGUGGGUUAAACCACAGAGCCUAGGGCUUGCCGAUCAGAAGGUCGGCGGUUCGAAUCCCCGUGACGGGGUGAGCUCCCGUUGUUCAGUCCCUGCUCCUGCCAACCUAGCAGUUCAAAAGCACCUCAAAGUGCUUCCGGCGGGAAGGUAAACGGCAUUUCCGUGCGCUGCUCUACUUCGCCAGAAGCGGCUUAGUCAUGCUGGGCACAUGACCCGGAAGCUGUCUGCGGACAAACGCCGGCUCCCUCGGCCUAUAGAGUGAGAUGAACGCGCAACCCAAGAUUCGACCACGACUGGACCUAAUGGUCAGGGGUCCCUUUACCUUUACCUAACUUACUAUAGCUUUUAAGCAGAAUGCAUACUUUUUUUUGGCUGUUGCGUUUGUAUUGCAACAGGUUUCAUCUUACAAGAGGUGUUUCAUUACAUCUUAGAAGAGCCUUGUACUAGGAAUAUAAAGGAUGAUAACAAAAGGCCCAUGAAAAUAGCCUUUUUCCCCUUAGGAAGAAAAAUUGCUGUAUUUGUGGUUCAAACAGCACCGGUUCUUUUAUAAACAUAUAAACUAUAUUAUGGUGUGUUGAAAAAUAACUUUGCCACCUUUAUUACAUGGAAAUCUUUCUAAAUACCAUGUGCCCAACAAGAAUACAAGAACUUGGGCAUGGCAACUUUGUCCUGUUUCAGUUUAAUUGAGAAUUCAUUUGAAGGAAAGGCAAAGAUGUUGCGGUGGGGGUGUUGAGAACACAGAUAUCCUGUUGGGUACAUUUUGAGGAAUGAUAAAAGCAAAAUGCUUGUGAUUAGUGUGGAUGUGAAGGACUAGAGUGGCAGCAGGACCCUGUCUUUCCACUUGGCAGUUCGUAAAGAUUAAACUUUAGCUGCAGAAAUGUGCAAAUUACAUUACUUCUACAUGACUGGCCCAGGGAAUUACAUUAAGCAGUUGAGAUAAACCCAAGUGUGGGGUUUCCCAAAAGAAUGCUUGCAGCUGUGUGGAUUUCAACUAUGAUCUAGUGCUUUACCAUAUCCAACAAUAUGUUGUUUUCUUUGCUUUCUCCAUCCUCCAAUUCCCUGCCCUGGCUUUUAAAAAGUAAUCUGUUUGGUUAAAAGGGCAUGUUUGGCACAACAUGGAAGAAUAAAGCAAGGGCUUUGUAAGGAGUAACCACUCAGCAGAACCUAGUUUUGUGGAAAAGGUUAGCAGGCCAUUAUGUUUUAUUUGCCAGUAAAGCAGGUGCAUUAUUGUUGUGAUGGCACACUUGUGAGUUUCACAUGAACCCAGUGCACAUGUAACACACAGGAACCAUGCUGAGCUGCUACAGUUUGAAUGCCAGUCUUUUCUAGGAAUGGGGGAAAUUAGAAACAAGGGUGUGCUUGAUCACUGGAAACAAAGCUUACGCAGAUUAUUUUCUCUGCAUCUUUUCUUUCAGUUCAUGGGAGCAGGAAAACCAUUUUUAUUUAUGUCGUACUUGCCUUUGUUGCUUGUGGCAGAGUUUCUGCAAAAUUUGCAGUGCAGCUUUAUGUUUUGAGAUUCGUAACAUUGACACUGAGUGUUAAUUGCUGUUUAAAAAUGUGCUAGUUUUUUCACUAAUAUAUUGAAUAUUUCUAUUACAGUGGUGCCUCGCAAGACGAAAUUAAUCCGUUCCGCAAGAGUCUUCGUCUAGCGGUUUUUUCGUCUUGCGAAGCAAGCCCAUUGACGGAUUAGCGCUAUUAGCGCUAUCAGCUGUUUAGCGGCUAUUAAAGGCUUAAAGGCUUAGGGGAUUAGCUGCUAAAAGGCUAUUAAAGGCUAUUAAAGGCUUAGCAGAUUAGAUAAAUGGGGGGAAAAGCGAAAAAAAAAUCUCAAGAGUCGCAAGGUAUUUUCGUCUUGCGAAGCAAGCCCAUAGGGGAAUUCGUCCUGCGAAGCAACUUCAAAACGGAAAACCCUUUCGUCUAGCGGUUUUUCCGUCUUGCGAGGCAUUCGUCUUGCGGGGCACCACUGUACUUACUGCAUUUUUAUGUAAACCACUUGAAGAUUUUUCUAAGUGGUGUACAAUUUUUAUAAAUAGCAUUUUUGCAAACUAUGUGUAAUUAAACUUUGUAGGUUUAUAUUACCUCUGUAUGUAGAUUUAUAUAAGCUCUUGACUUUUUUGGGCAGUGUAUCUCAAUAGAAGUAGAUAAUGCUAAUAAAUAGGUCUGACUAGUGGUUGUUAUUUUUUGUAGUCAGGCGUUCAAAGACACAUAGGAUAUCCAGCUUAUUUAUUACUUUCUCUGUUGGGGUGAGAAAUAGAAGGAAGGGGAACACUAAGUCUAAAACAUUCUAGGAAGAGUUCUGUUCAGGUUAUAUCUAAUCAGGCAGUUGAAGAAACUGAUGGGAAAUAGUUAUAAUAGCUAUCUAUUUUUUUGCUUAACUGAUCCAGAAACAUGUUACUGUUCCAAACAUCUCCCUUGAGAAUGGAUCCGAUCAUAUUCUGCAGAAGGAGAACACUAUAAAAUAUUGAUGAUGCUAUUGCAAUGCAUUCUGGAGGCUCCUAUUUAUUUUUAUUUUAUUGCGGGUGUAAUUUAAGUCUUUUAAAGGUGUUCUGGGCAAAUAAAUUAUCAUUUCCAUCAUGUUCUGUUUGUGAAUUUGCCAGAGUUGGAAACAGAAUCCUUUUGCAGUCUUCCGGUUGCUCUGUCUGCACAAACAUUGCCGCUUGCCAGAUGGAAAGAUCACUCCCAUGCUGUUUUGAGUAUUUUCUCAAUUCUCCCGGAGCCAAUUUUGGGUGGGUAGGAGGUGUGCAGGCAGGGAGCGGGAGGAAAGCCUUGUUGUGCAAGCGGAAGUCCUUGUGCUGGACUUCCACUGACAGGACUGGUUAGGUGGAUCCUGUGCUUUAUUAGAAUGUGAUGUAUUUGGGUGAGAAUGCAGGUGAGGGUUGAAUGCAGAUUUGAUCAGAGUAAAUCCAUUAAAAUCAGGGGGAUUUAGUCAUGUGGGAUUUCAGCCCCAUGUUCUCUUAGCAAAACAUUUUAAUGAAACCAUAUCAAAUCUCAUUUUUUAUUGUUUGAAUGUGUUACACCACUCCACAGUGAAAAACUCUUGGAUUAGUUUAAAAUGAAGUGCAUGAUUUAAAACAAAACAACUAAUAAACACUAUAAUCCAAGAAGACUUAAUCAAUGGGUUUAAGCACACUUAAUUCAGCUGUGGAUUGUGGCCAAAAUCUAUAAAAAAUCAUGGCAUAACACUACAAUUAAAAAGAGAAGCACAGGCAAGGAAUUAAAAAUAACUCUUCAACUUAAAAUAUAAAGGUUCUGUAUGAUGGAAUGGUUUUCACUUGUCUCCUGAAGACCAAAUAAACCUGCUUUGGGAAGGACACUCUGUAACUGGGAUGCCUCUUGAUCCUUUGGGACCCCACCAGUCAAGUAAGGAGAAUUUUCUUACAGAUGUGCUGACUCAGUUAAAAACUAUUUAAGUUUCAUUGCUUAAUUUGAAAUAGGCAGUACCUCAACAUUGGAGGGUGAAGGCUGUGACUCAAGCCUGGGAUCAUGUAAAAGAACUAGAUGUAGAGAGUUUAUCACUAAGUGCUGCGGAUAAUAUCUCCAUUCUGAUGGGGCUUGUGCUUGCUUCAUGAAAUUAAGCAAUACCCAUUUAUUCUGUCAUUGCCUUAUAAAUAAAUUGCCAUUUUAAUUCUUUGAUGCAGUGGUGUUAUAGUAUAGUAUGGAAAAAAUGGCACAAUAGUCUUAUCAACCAUUUAAGAAUGGAGCAUUCACUUGAUUUUUCUCAUUUAAAUUAGAAAAUCGUAACCUUUUCAUAGUAUUGGGGGGAAAACUGCUGCUUCAGUUUUUCUUAAUUUUCUGUAAUACAAUGGCAAUAUGUUUAUAAUACAGCAUUGUGUGAAUGUACUAAAAGGAAAGAAAACUAUUAACCUUGCUUUUUAUUCCAGAGAAAUAUUCAUUAGAGAAAAGCAUUGACCUUGAAACAUGUUCCCUGAUCUCUCUCACCCCCUUUUUUUUAACUUAAUGGAAAACAACAACAACAACAAAAUCCCCUGAUAAAAGAAAAACAGUGAACAUUUGUUUUCUUUUUACUUUUAUACCAUCUGCCCAUCCUGUUAAAUUAUUGUUUCAGGAAGAAUAUGGGAAACGUGUGUACAAAAGACAGAGUUCUUCUAAGAAAUAUGGUUAAAGCAAAUUGAUGCAGAAGUCCUGCCGGUCUUGGAUGUCUGUGAAGUGAAUACUGUAUGCUGUAAACAUAGUUGCAGUAGAGCUGUAGCUUUUCUAACUAAAAAAAAAUUACAUUGUAAGACUGAAAUGUUUAAAAAGAAUAUAACUUCAUUACAAAGUUUCCUGAGACAGGGUAGAUCACAUGGGAACUUCCUAUGCCUGUGUGGCCUUAACUGAAUGCUGUGCUGGUUAUAACCCUCUCUGAAUGUUAAAGAGGUUUAUAAAAUGGUUUAAGGAACAGAAUUCUUUGGUCAGAUCUGGACCAGCCAGAUUUAAGAAUUCUGUGGAGUUCAAAUUGCCAAUGAACAUGUAAAUACUUCUCAUAUCUAUUAAAAGCAAAAUGUUUCAGGUGAAGAUCAGCUAAGCAAAAGUAUGUAGAUUUCAUUUCUUAGGGCAGUUGAACUAACAGUCAGAUCCUGUUCAUGUUUUCUUCAGUUUAAGUCCCAUUGAACAUCCUCAUACUUCACCUUAAAUGGCAGUGGAAGCCUAUGCAUGUUUACUCAGAAGUAAUUCCCACUGUGUUCAGUGAAUUCAGUUAAGUGUGCUUAGGAUUUCAGUCUGGGUUAUGGAUUGGAUUUUAAGAACUGACAAAACACGUUUUCUUUAUAUUUCCAGUUUCCUGAUAACUGCUAAGCUAAUGUGCUGUUUGGAUGUAUAAUUAUGGCUUCCUGCAUUUUAUAAUUAUAUGGGUAUUCAUGUCUUAGUAACAAAGCUGUCCUGUUCAUAGUCAUUGUUUUUUGUGGUGGGUUUUGUUUUAUUCUCUCCUCCCCCCCCCCCACCGCUGAAUGAUUCACAUUUGAGAUUCAGUAAACAGAACCUUGCUACUUGUGUGAAGCUGUCAUUUAACCAUGAAAUGAAAUGCUUUUAUUGAGUUUGCCCUCCAGAUAUGGUCCUCUGUGGCAGUGCUGUCCAUAUUUGGUGGCUGUACAAGGAGAGCCAGGUGGUGCUGCAAAGCAUAGCACAGUGAAGCGUGGACAGAUCUAGGUUUGACAUUUGUCAUCCUGCACUGCUGAAGGGGAGAGAAAAAUCUGCUUUUCCAUAUGCUUCUGCUCUAAUUUUUGCCUGCAGUUUUGUCCAGAUGGCCUUGUGAGCAUUGUUUACUUUAAGAUGUUGUCCCAGAUGUUGUUGAAUGCCGAUGGAUAAAUGAAACAACUGUGGUAGUCCAAUAUUCAGAUUAUGUACACCAUUUUGACUUUUUUAAAAUAAAAAGUAACCAGUAUGUUUAUGUAUUUUUUUUUUACUUUGGCAAAAAUUCUUUCUACUUUAAUUUACUUUUAAAAGAAAAGAGCCAGUAUAAGGUAGUAAAAAGAUGCUGGGUUUAGACAAACACAUCCAGGGUUCAAAUCUCUGGUUAGUGAUAAAGCUCAGUGGGUUUAUCUUCCAGCCUAACUUUCUUUCACAUAAUUGUUGUGAGGAUAACAUUUGCCAGGGGUGGGGGCGGGGAGCCAUGUGUACUCUGUUGAGCUCUGUUUAGGUGAGAUAUAUUAAUAAACGUAUUGUAUAAGUUUUAUGCCACUGGAGAUUUUAGAGACUUGCAUUGUGAAUGAGGUUUUUAUGGGUGCACCAUUUGGAGAAUGCACCUCUCAGGUUUCUGAUCUUAGAGACACAGCAGGAUCGGCUGCAUCACCAAGUUCCUUAUGGGGAACUUAAUCACACAGCUGAUCCAUGCAGAAAACAGCACACACAGUUGUAGGAAGAGCAGCACAAGUAUGUUUCCACUAAUAUAUUGAAUAUGCAGUUGAUUCAUAUAUCUUUCUCUCUCUCUCUCUCUCUCUCUCUCUCUCACACACACACACACACACACACACACUUAUACAAAGAGAACUAGCUCAGUAAAGCAGCUCCUGAAUCUCCUGGCAUGUCUUGUUUGCUUUUUACUGGCCUCUAUCAGUGAACUUGGGUGUAUUCUAUAUGAACUGCCUCAUUAUGAGCAUCAGGCAGUGGGGGUGGUGUCAAAAAUGAAAUUGCAUCUUUUACAAACCCAGGCAUAAUUUCCAAAAAAAUGUGCUUUGACUGGAAGGCAGGGAAAUCAGUUCAGCCAUCUUAUGUCAGCUAUAAUAGGAAUAUUUAAUCAUAUUUGGUUUCUUUCAUUAUUUAAUUAUAGUCCCUCCCCCACCCUCCCCAACCACCUCUCUAUUUUCCGACAGAGGAUGUAAGUAUCUAAGGGUAAUGCAUAGAGAAAUAUUUCAGUAUGAGAGUUCUAUUAAUGUAAAUAGGUCUGUUUAGUUAUUUCUCAAGAACACUUAAUGAGUCCUCAGUAUGUAACUCAUUAGGGCAAAUAUAUGAAUUCAUAUGUCAAAAUGUAGAUUGCAGCACUGCAGCUCUUGGCAUCCAUUAAGUCCAUAACUUGUUCACAUUGACAUGCAUUGUUAAUCAAUACUUGAAAUGCUGCAGAUGUCAGUAAUGUUCAUAUUUAGUACAGCAGCCAUGACAGUAUGAAAGUUGCUAGUAGAAAUCUAGGCUAAAUACUGUGUCUCAAGUAUUCUUAUUACCUCUAGGCUACAAGUUAAUGGCUGUCUAACUUCACUGCCCCAUAUAUAUUUAAGCAAUAAGGCAAAUAGGGAAAUACAAGGACACCGUACUGGUAGCACAUUAUAUUACAGUUUGUUUAAAUAUAUUGGAUUUUAAAGGUUUAAGGCAAAUAGCAAGCAGUCGCUUCAUCUUGUUCUAAAUUAACAAGUCUGUGUCACAUGGUGAACUGUGGUGGGCAGAGAACAGUGCAAGUAUGUUAUAGGGAAAAUAUGAUAUCCAUCCAGUUGUUGAAGAUCUGCUGCAAACUUAUUUGAGCUCUUGCUCUCCUGAUGGGCAGGAUGCUAAGGCUACAAUCCGAUACAUACUUGCCUGGAAGUAAGUCAGAAUUAACUUAAUGGGACUAAUGUCUGAGUGGAAUGUGUUGAAUUGUGCUGCACGAUUCUCAAUUCUGCCACCACAGGAAUAUUUAUGAACUAGACUUUCUAGCAGCUGGCAUAUACUCUGCAUUUUAUAAGUUCCAUGAAAGGCCCUUCAGACAUAGUAUAAUAGUCAACAGAGGCUGUGAGGGGAGUGUUGUGUGAUUCUUGGAUAUAUUAAGGGAAAUAAUGGAAGUUUGUAGACUGUAGACUGUUACUUGCACUUGGUUCCCAUUUAAAUCAAUAGGACUUAAGUCAUGACUAAAAACUGAGAAGAAUGUUCAUCAAGGAUAAUAUGGUGGACUGUAGUGACCUGAUUGUCAAUGAAAUAAAGAAACUUAAAUAUUUUGGUUUGCAUUUUAAAAUAUAUACGUAUGUAUAAAUUGGCUAACAUUGUCUUUUAAUGGUGUAUCUUUGUGCAUUCUGUAUAGUAUGGAUAGGAUGUAUAUUUCUUCAUAUUGAUGGUUGAAAUGACCAUGAUGACCAACAACAUGAUACUAAGUCAUGAAUGUUUGGCUCCACUGAUAACUAACUUUUCAUUUGUCCAACCCAGAAUAUUCAGGAUUAUUUCAGAAAGUAAUGCUGUUCUCUGAACUGUGUAUUUAUGUUUUAAUGUUUAAGGGUUCUCUUACUUUAAGGGGUUGAAAACUGGGGUUAUGCUUGGGUAUAUACAUCAUCCUCCCCACCCCAAAGUCUCAAGUUAGCGUAGCACGCCUUGUGGGAUAAUAGUUUUUCAGCCUCAAAUGCCUUUGCUAAUAGAACAGCAUUGUUGCUGCCCUUUGAAUCAGUGGCCAUAUAUAUAUGAUCUGCUAUCCAUAAUUCUUUGGGCCAUAGAUACCAUGUGUCUUACACAUCUUGAACAUUGGAGUCAUGUACACAGUGCAUGUUACUAUGUACUUGAAAAAAUAUAUGAAGUAUUGCAAGACACAGAAAUUGCCCUACAUGUAUGAGUCUGGUAUAGCUUUUAUAUUUUUAUAGCCUUUUUAAUCAUAUGAUCUGCCAACACCUAUAUACAACCGUCAUUUAGAUAUAUAGUUACAUAUAAGUAUAGCCCUCAUAGCAGAGAACACCUAAAUGUGUGGCUGGUUUGGGAUAAAGGCUGAGAGCCACUUCACACAUGACGGUUUUACCAUUAUAAAUACCUGUUUUAGGCUUGUUCAAGGUGCAUGUGCUAGCCCCGCCAAAUUUUGUUUUUUUCUUUUAACGGAUGAUUCCUUACCCAUACCCUAAGCUGCUUUCAAAAUUGAUAUCUAUCUAUCUAUCUAUCUAUCUAUCUAUCUAUCACAUUGCUCCAGCAAAGCCCAGUAGGUGUACCACAAAAUAUAACAGCAAAAUUACAUCAAAGAUUAAAACACAGUUAAGGUGUAUCUCUAAUCUGGUCCUUUGGGGAAAAUCUUAGACUUCUGUUUAAGAAAAGGGAGUCAGAAAUUCCCUUAAACAUGUAGUUCAUAGAAGCAUGAGUUGGAAGGGAACCCAAGGGACAUAUAGUCAACUCUCUGCAAUGCUCAGAUAUUGAAAGUUCAGAUAUUGCCUGUAGUUUGAACAUUUUGCUUACACACUUUUAUGAGUUUGAGGACAGCUAAUAUGACAGGACAAUAAGAUUCUGACUAGCAAACCUUCCUAUGUCAAGAGUACAAACAUGGUAUUCAGCACAUGUGAUAGCUGAUCCCAAACUCAAAAAAAGUGUGUUCAUUUACCUUAAGGAACUUGGUGUUAUUCUAAUUAGGUUGUACUGAUCAAGCAUCUGUGGAUAAGUCUUCACUGCUUUGUCUUUUAUAUCAGUUUCAUAAGCACACAGUGACUUUCUACCCAUAGUUGUUACUGCUAUUUCUUUUCUAUUAAAGGUUCAUCAUCAAAAAUUAUAUGGUUACAUGGAGAAAACAAUGAAGCAAGUGACAUAUUAAAGGGCAAAGGCAUCAGCUCUAGUUGGGCAUCAGUUCCGGUUAAAGGCAUUAAUAACCUAGGGAACACAUGCUUCUUUAAUGCUGUCAUGCAGGUAAGAAUUAAGAUGCACCACCGUAUUCUGAAGUACACCUAUGUAUUUCAUUAAGGCUGCAGGUUGCACUUAUUUUUGUCUUGGGUUCUGAAAUAUGCUGAUAAAAAUCUAGCAAUGAAUUUCCCUGUUAGCCUUCUUCUGCUGCACUGGCUACCUAGGACAGCUCCAUCCUGUUUUCUGAACUUUCACCUGAUGCUAGGCUACAUUUUCAAUUAUUUUAUAUUACUUAGCAAUAUAUCAGUACCUUUAUUCUUGUAGUAGCUGCAUUUCAAGGGGUAGUGGGAGAUAAGGAGAAGUGCAAGGACCAGCUUUAAUUAAACUGUAGCACAAAGGUGAUCUACUAUUGCUGGAGUUGUGCUGCUCUUUUUUUAUUAUUUUAAAAAAGUCAAAAUAAAUGAGCUCCUAAAUGGAACAGAGGAAGAAUAAGGAGAAACAUUGAUCUAAAGAUGUCAUCUAGCUGAUCUAUUUGUUGAGUGAAAAAACUAUGAUAAUUUUGAACUGAGCAGCUAGUGUAGAAGCAGUUUUGUUGCUGCUAACUGUGUGACCAGUUAGAAUUUGAAGUAUGUAUUUUUAAAAUGGCAGUUUGCAGAAUUUGAAACUUGAGGGAAUUUCGAAAGCAGUUUUUGAUGUGGCAUAGGCAGCUGCACAUUAAAGAAAUGGUCAGAAGCCUCGCUGGACAUAUGUUCUGAAGGAGCUCUUUGGACUGUGAUUAUACUACUGCCAUUAAGGAGAAUUAUGCUUGCCACAGUAUAAAUUCACUUUCAAUAAUAAUUUGUUAGAGUAGUCCAGUUAACAAUUAAAUGUCAUCUAUAACCUUUUCCUUCCUUUUUUCUUUAGAACAUGGCACAGACACACUUGUUAAAUGAACUAAUGUGUGAAGUUAAAGAAAAGGGGACAAAGCUUAAAAUUGGUCAGAGUCCUGCAUCUCAACUGGUAAGCAUUUAGUGAGAAAUGCUUUGUGUGAAAUAUUCAGAGGACCCUCCUUUGGGAAUGGCAUUGACUGGACAUUGAAAAAUGAUAGUGGUGAAUAUAUUCUUGACCAAUUUAAUAUUUAUUCAGUGAUCACGAUAUCUGCCUCUACUUUAGUUUUUAGACAUAUUCUUCUAUAAAAUUAGUGACUGGGGUGAUGUUCUGCUAAAUUAAAAGAGAAGUGUGACUUGAGUUUUGCUUUCCAGCUUCCUGUAGUCGUCUGGUCACUGUUGGAACAGGAUGUGAGACUAGAUGGACCUUGAGAUUCAGCAGUGUUCUUAUUUCUUAAAGCAGAGGUUUUCAACCUUUUUGAGUCCAAGGCUCCCUUGACCAACUACAUUCUUAAUGUGGAGCCCCUGUGGGGCUCAAGAGCCCAGUUAUGUCACCCCUUGUAUGCAUAGCUGGCAGCCUCUCACCUUUUUCAAACCUCCUCUCCUCUCCCCACUCCUCUGCCACCCUGCUCUCUGAGCUGCCCUCCCCCCCCGUCCCAAAGAGAGAUGCCUCCUCACACUGCCCCACAGUGGCCUGGGAAGAGGAUGUCUCCAGCCUCAGUGGUCCAAUGGAGGCUAGCCAAAGGUGAAGAAUGUGAGGCCAGCACCUUACCUUGGGUGGCAGCAGCGGGUGCUGCCGGGUGUAAAGGCUCCACUUCAGCACUGGGCACUCAGCUCCCAGGCAGGCUUUGCACACAGCAAGCACAAGAAAGUGCGGUUCCUGCUUGCCUGCCUGACCUCCCACUUGUCCAUUCCCUACAGCAAGGGCCGACUGACUGGGCUCCUGCUUGCAGCUCCUGGCAACCAGCACCCCCUGGCCAGCACCAGAGGCGCCAUUCACCUGGGGAACUUGUAGCCAGGACUGCUGCAACAAACAGCUGUGCAAGCCUUUAGGAGGCAGAGACGCAAGAGGGCAUCAAAAGGAAAGAGGGACAGAGGCCAGUGUUGCCUGCGGCACCCCUGACCAUCCUUCAGGGCACCCCAGGGUGCCACGGCACACUGGUUGAAAACCACUGUUUUAAGGAGAAACUGAUGUCCAAUUUUGUCUCCAAAUAACAUUUCAACCCACAUAUGUCUUUUUCAUGCUCAGCUCUAAAACAAAAUUAAAAAUCACACUUGACUUAAAAAAAAUAUUAUCCUUGUAAAAUGUGUUUUAGUCUAUAUAUUGCACUUCCUUAUGUUGAUAAAUGGCAAGGCAUGUUAAAUCUUGCUUUGUUCUUUGUUUGCUUGUUCAAAAUGCUCACCAAGUAGACUGUCCUCAAACAAAAUGCUAUAUUUUAAAUAUUGUUGUUUAGUCGUUUAGUCGUGUCCGACUCUUCGUGACCCCAUGGACCAGAGCACACCAGGCACUUCUGUCUUCCACUGCCUCCCGCAGUUUGGUCAGACUCAUGUUGGUAACUUCGAAGACACUAUCCAACCAUCUCGUCCUCUGUCGUCCCCUUCUCCUUGUGCCCUCCAUCUUUCCCAACAUCAGGGUCUUUUCCAGGGAGUCUUCUCUUCUCAUGAGGUGGCCAAAGUAUUGGAGCCUCAGCUUCACAAUCUGUCCUUCCAGUGAGCACUCAGGGCUAAUUUCCUUAAGAAUGGAUACGUUUGAUCUUCUUGCAGUCCAUGGGACUCUCAAGAAUCUCCUCCAGCACCAUAAUUCAAAAGCAUCAAUUCUUCGGCAAUCAGCCUUCUUUAUGGUCCAGCUUUCACUUCCAUACAUCACUACUGGGAAAACCAUAGCUUUUACUAUACGGACCUUUGUUGGCAAGGUGAUAUCUCUACUUUUUAAAAUGCUGUCUAGGUUUGUCAUUGCUUUCCUCUCAAGAAGCAGGUGUCUCUUAAUUUCGUGGCUGCCGUCACCAUCUGCAGUGAUCAUGGAGCCCAAGAAAGUAAAAUCUCUCACUGCCUCCAUUUCUUCCCCUUCUAUUUGCCAGGAGGUGAUGGGACCAGUGGCCAUGAUCUUCUUUUUUUGAUGUUGAGCUUCAGACCAUAUUUUGCGCUCUCCUCUUUCACCCUCAAUAAAAGGUUUUCUAAUUCCUCCUCACUUUCUGCCAUCAAGGUUGUGUCAUCUGCAUACCUGAGGUUGUUGAUAUUUCUUCCAGCAAUCUUAAUUAAUUAAUUUAAAUCUUAAAUUAAUUAAUUAAUUUAAAUUAAUUUUAAAUAUAGGAUUAUACAAAUUGUUUUUCUUUACACAUGAAGUGCCAACCUUGAGAGUUUUAGGGUUCCCACCUUUUCCUAAAUUUAAUUAGCUGUUUCAUCAACUGUUUAGUUUACAUUUAUAAAUUAAGAGGAAAUACUGUGAAUUAACAUCUGAUAUUUAUUUUGAUCCUAAAGGAACCUUUGGUCGUGAACCUUUCAAGUCCUGGGCCACUGACUUCAGCUAUGUUCCUGUUCCUUCACAGCAUGAAAGAAACUGGAAAAGGGCCUCUUUCUCCCAAAGUUCUUUUCAGCCAGCUCUGUCAAAAGUAAGAGCAACUUCACGUUGGUAGCAUGUUUCACAUGCAUGGCACUCACACGUUAAAUUUGAAAUACUUUGCCUAACAUAAUCCUUUUUCUUUAGAUCAGUAGAAAUUUAUUAUGGCGUAUCAUGUUUGAAAUAAAACGGCAAUGAUUUUUAUAUGAGUUUUUCCCUCUUAACUGUUAGGUUAUUGAGGAAAAAAGAAAGAAAUUGAUGAUUCUUUCUAUAGCAACUGUUCUGCGUCUGGUACUAAUUCAUCCACUGUUAAUUUUGUUAGUGUUGCAGCUGUCAGACGUUUUGCUAAGACAGAUUGUGUGCAUAGCUACAGGGCCCUUCUGUUUGUUUUCCACUAUUCUGAAUAUUAGGGAUGCAGACUUUUGACUUAUCUAGAGACUUAGUGGCUCACACAACAUUUAUGUACUAAGAGGACAUAAAUAAUUCUUUUAUUUGUUACGGCUGGGUAAUUUUAUCAGUGGAAGAAAUUGUGAAGCCAGGUAUUAUGGCAGUACUCCUUGCUAUUGAGUAGAUUUUCAGCUGAAUUGGAAGGUGGAGCUUUGUUUCUGCUUGGUGUGCUCAAAAAAAUGCAGUUAGUGGCGUUUUUAAAAAACCCAAACUUGUGCUUUAGCAUUGCUGGGUAACGUUUUCUUUAUUAGCAAUAAUGUAGCAAUAAUUAUGGUGUCUUGUAAUUUGGAGCUUAGAAAAGCCAGUAGUUUGUAAGAAAAAGAGAAGGUCACAUAGUGGGCAAAAGAGGAACUUGUCUCAUCUUGGUUCUUUUUCUGGAUAACCACAGAUGGCUCAGAUUGAAAAACACCACCACUUAGUAUAUGUGUCACUUCUUUUUGCUGUAGAUAGUUUUUAAGGCAUCAGCUACACAAUCCUAUACAUCUGUAAAUCAUAUAUACAAUUUUCAGCCUCAAGGCCAUGCUCCUUCACAAAGAACCUUCUAUGGACUGCAUUCUAGUGGUGGGUGGUUCCACAGGUCAAGUGGGUAGAACAAUGUAUGUGGGCAGAGCACUCAGGAAAGGCAUGGGAACAGGGCCAGAGAGAGGUGUGGCUUAGGGAGAGCACUGAGAAGUAAAUCGAGAUCUGAAGAGUUUCAUUUAGCUCUUGGGCCUGAGACUCUCCACUAUGUUUACUUGGAAAUAGGUGCCACUGUUUUAAAUGGCGCUUACUUCCUAGUUACAUACAUUUAGGAUUGCAGCCUUAAAUCUGUGGCUUAAGAUCUGUGAAGCAAGCUCUGCUGAAUUCAAUGAGACUUUUGAGCAAACAUUCUGGAAUUCCACCGUUAGAUGCACCUUUUAUAAAACUGUUAUUUUGCUGGACAGAGGGCCUUGACAGAAACCAAGGGAAGUGUCCAAGGAUGAAGUGGGGCCAAUGGGUACCAUUUUCUGGUAUCCAGAGCUAAAUAAAUGAAUGGGAGGCAUUUCUCCCCUGCCCCCUCCUUCUCCAUUAAUUUUAAAUUUACAAUUAAUAGGAACAGGAUAAUUUCCUAUUUUUAGAAUUCUGUUAUCCUGCCUCUCUACAAUUAUGUAGGGUGAGGUGCUGUUAGUAUACAACUACUUUUAAGUUUCUAAAAUAUCUACACUUUUAAAAAGAAAAUUCUUAAGCAUGUUUUAAUGUUUGUAGUUAAACUACUCUUUCAAUCCAAGAAGGCUAUCAAAGAUUCAAAGGAGUUUCAAAAUCUAUCCUACCCUAUGUAAAUGUUUCUUCAUUGUCAUUACCUAACACACCAUUUGUUUUUCUUCCCAUAAAUUUGGAAUAGGAAACUUUUGACCCGUGGGUCUGAUUAGGUUUGCCAGGCCUCCCUGUUUGGUCCACAAGGCCACUUCAUCCAAGCCACACUCAUCUUCCCUACACCGUACAUCAUAUAUGACAUCACAUGUGUGGCAGGUAAAAAUCUGGCUCAGGCAAAAGAGAGUUUGCUGGCCCUUCUGAACAGCUGAUUAGUGGUACCUACUGUCCAAUCUUGGGGGUAUGGUGGAUAGUUAUCUCCCUUGGCUCUCCUGGGGCCAAGUUUUAAACUCAGUUACUUAAUAUCACAAUGACAUCAGGUGACUUUUUUGCCCUGCACUUGCACAGCACCUUUCAGACAAGAGUCUUGCUAAGCCCCUUUCAAAGCGCUUUGCAGGCACCACAGAUCAGCUCAUUGGCAGUGCUUGCAAACCCUUUUUUGGCUGAACUGGUCUUCUACCUUCUCCAUGUGGUUGUGGCUUGUCUGAAACAGCCUCAUGGACCACAUGGGGAGACCUGGCAGACCCGAUUAAGUCCAAUGGCCGGAGGCUCCUUGCCCUAUGCAAAGCACUUUGGAAGGGGCUUAUUUUUGGGUCUCACUAAGCCCAUUUCAAAGUGCUGUCUCGCGGAGCACUUUGGAAGGGGCUCUGCAAGUGAGGGUCAAAAAGUAAUCUAAGAUCGUUGUGACUUUAAAUAUUUUUAAAUUCUAAGCUUUUUAAAUUCACUACUAACUCGAACCUGGCAUACUGGUGACAUACUGUAUUUCUUGUGACAUACUGUAUUUCUUGUGAUAAACCUUUGAUAUUGAUAUCACUACAGUAUUAUUGUCCAUAAAAAUAUUUAUCAAAACUUUCCCACCCAUUCUUAAGUUACACCAUUAAGUUUUCAAGCUAUUUGUUUGAUGAAGAAAAACAUUGUUUCUUGUUUUGCAGAUCAGAGUAUUCUGGUUCUUUUUCUGUUUACCUGUUUCUAUGCCUACCAUCAUGAUACUUGGUUGAUGCAGUGAAAUGUUUGUUUAGUUUAUAUCCUGCUCUUCCUCCCUGAAGGAGUCCAGGGUGGCAGUCUUGACAUUUAAUUUUUUCCUUGGAGUUGAUAAUUAACAGUGCAUAUUUUGUUUAAAUGUACUGACAAUCGAAUCAUGAAAGUUUUACCUAAAAUAAAUUCUCCUUCACUUAAAAUGAAUAGAUGCUAUAUCUAAGUACUGGCUAAAUAUUUAGGUGUUAUUCAAAACAGUUCUGUUUUGUACCAUGUUGAGCACUGCGAUGGUAGACUUGAGUUGCCAUGACAUAGCUGUCACAGUUGUCCUUCACUACUUAUGGCCAUUAACAGGAAUUCAACCUGUUCUGUCAUUUAUACUGCUGACACUGUACAACAGGUUGUAGCGCAUUGACACUGGCUUCCAUAUGUUAGCACAUCUGUGAACGGUCAGUUCAACCAACCAUCUUAGAGUCCUCCACUUUUGCCAAGGAUCUUGCUUGGAGCAUAUUUUCAAGGAGACAAGAAUGCACAUCUUUUAGUUGUCAAAUCUGAACAUAUCAAUGCUGAUUAGAGCUUUUCUAUUUCCCCUUUCCUACGCACUCUUCCCCACUCUUCUUUCUUUAGCUUUUUUGACAAAGGUUUCCUGUAGAAAUCUUUCCAUUUCUCACUAAGAAUUUUAGUGCAGUAUUGUAUGUUAAUAGACGUUAAUAUUUAUUGCUCAUAGGCCUUAAGCAACUGGCUUAACCACAAAAUGUCUUAUUUUUAAACUGCUGUACUUUUGUUGUUUUAUAUUGAAAAGUGUGCUGAUUACACCUUUAUAGUAUGUGACCUUGGGCCAGCCUUCAUCUCUCAGCCUGCCCUAGCUUACUUCACAAGUACUUGUUGUGAAUAAAAUGGCCGGGGGGUGGGGUGGGGGGCAGAGUGAAACUGAGGUUUUUUUAGAGAAAAAUGUAAGUAGAUCCAGUAGAAAGUGUGUUGAUGGCUUGUGUCACAAUAAAUGGCAGAGAAGAUUCAGAAAAUGUUCUGCAAGGUGUCCUCUUUUUCAACUGUAGGUGAGAAAAAGGGAAAACUUCAGAAAGAAAUACUUUAUGAGAAAUUUUGGGCUAGCUCUAACAUUUUUCUUCUUGUAUUCACUAACUGGUACAAUUGUAUAAGACCUUGACAGAAAAGGCCUUGGUUGGGCAAAUGACAAAUGAAAUUACUGUAUACAGGACAAGUUGCUGACAUACACUGAAAAUUCUUCUGCUGCUCCUACUGUUCAGAACAUCUCUCCUUAGGCUAAAACAAAAAUUGGAAUCAGUUCUUCUAAUUUUAUUAAAAGGUGGAACAGGCCAAAGCAGGAAAUUCUUUCUUUCCCCAUGACUUCAAGUUUUAUUAAAUAUCACCAUAAGCUGUGUUCUGUCAAUUAUACUCUGGAUUGUAUAUCAAGAGGAGGGGACAGGCGUUGUGCAUGUGUCCCAUUCUACUUCUCUACGCAAAUAAGUAAUGGCUUUGACAUUUACUGGUAUUUACAAACAAGUUUCAGUUUCCCAUGAGAUAGUGCCUUUCAGGGGCAGCUUAGAUAAGAAUGUAUAGUAUUCUGCAGUAAGAAUUACUGUUUGUUUUGAAACUGACCAGACUCUGAAUAUAAUAUUUCAGUUUAAGAAAUCAGUCCACCAAAGUCUGUAGCUGAUCUGUGUUUAGGUCUAAAAUAAAUAAAGAUCAAACUUCUGUAAUGCUUUCUGGCCUCUUCACCUUGAGACAAUACAGUACUUACUUGCCAUGGCUAAUCACUAUUUAUAAGCCUUAUACAUGUAUCUAUCACAUUUGCAUUCUGCAGUCUUGCUUGGACAGACCACAGUUAACAAUUUAUUGUGAAUGCACCUAAGAGGACGCUGUAUAUUUGCUGGGGGGGAGGGGGGAGCAGGCAGUGGGGAAUUUGAUCCCUCCCUUUGUGUUAUGUCUGAACCAGGGAUCAUGGUUUGUUUUAACAAACUAUGAUCAGUACGUCCAGUUUGAUUACCAGGAAAGCCUGGCUUUGCAUGGCUUCUCCCUAGCGCAAGCAGGAAAGAAUGAAAGAGCCCACUCACGUGUGAUUAUUAUAAACCAUCAACUAUAUUUUACUAUUAUGUGUGAACAGGGCCACAGUCUUUUUAUGGAAAGUUAAAUGUUUUUAUAGGAACAAUGCUGGUAAUGGUGAGCUAAAACCUAUUCUUAAUUUUCAUUAAGCACCCGGCACUGUGCACCUAAGACAACUGGUAGUGCGCUGCACUAAUGUGACAAUACUCUGCUGCUCUUUCAGCAAAGAAGCAAGCUACCUGCUCUUCUACAUAUUGUAGGACUUUUAAGAUUAGCCUUCAUAUACUUUAUAAUAGUUGCUGUAUAACCCUCAAUAUACCAAAACUCAAGUACCUUUAAAUAUUUUUUACUGGUGACCCCAGUCAAACUCGCAAAAAUUUACCACCUGUCUGAUAACAAGUGCUGGAAAUGCAAAGAGUGUGAAGGAACGUUCUUUCACCUCUGGUGGACAUGCCCUAAAGUGAAGGCGUUCUGGGAAAUGAUUUAUAAUGAAUUGAAAAAGGUAUUUAAAUAUACUUUCACUAAGAAACCAGAGGCUUUCCUUUUGGGUAUUGUCAGCCAAGGGGUGGCAAAGAAGGACCAGACAUUUUUUAUGUAUGCAACAACAGCAGCAAGGAUACUACUCGCAAAACAUUGGAAAACCCAAGAUCUACCCACACUGGAAGAAUGGCAGAUGCAACUGAUAGACUAUAUGCAACUGGCUGAAAUGACUGGCAGAAUCCGUGACCUGGGAGAAGAGAGAAUCGAGGAGGAUUGGAAGAAAUUUAAGAACUACCUACAAAAACAUUGUGAUUUGAUUGAAUGCUGAAUAAGAUGCUGGACUAAAUAACUGAGCACCACUUAACUUAGAAACUUUUUAAGGAAACAAGAAAAAUUGUGAAAGUUUAACUCUUUAUGAGAACUCUAAGAUUAUGAAAUAUCGAAGAGAUAUAAGAAUUUAAAUAAGAUGAUAAAUUGCUGACAAAAUGUUAUAAUGAUGAAGGUGGGAGCGGGAGACGUGAGGAAGUCCAAAGAAAAUGUGAAAUUAUGUUAAGACGAAUGCUAUAUUGUUUAUUACAUUUAUUCUUAUUGUAAAACCCAAUAAAUUGCUUUAAAAAAAAUAAAUAUUUUUUACUGGAACUAAAAAAAACCAUGUCAGUAUGUGUUCAGGGUGAAGGUCUGUAAAUUUCCAGCAUUUAUUCUAAAAUCGUAAUGCCCUGUGGACUGUCCUUCUGAAAAUUGGCUGCCUGGAUUAAUUUGUGAACAUCUCUGCAGAUUUUAGAUCAGCCAUUUGAUCUCAGAGGUGGUGGGUUGGUGGUUUUGGCCAUGAUUCCAGCCUUUAUUUUUUGUCAUAGGAGCAAAUGGCAGCCAUUUACUUGUAUAGGAGAAACUUGACACCACUGUGAUAAGGUUGUUUCUUUUCUCAAAUUUGCCCCUACAGUUUUGAGUUUUGUUGCCUCUCAGCUAUGUCUCAUAUUGAAAUCUUUUUGAAAAGUAAGCAAAGCUCAUAUGCUUUCCACCUCCCUUUCGCCUUUAUAUAUUCCUGUUUCUUGCUGUGGUUUUCUCUUUUUGGCCAUGGUUUUCUUUUGCUUCCUUAGCAAGCACACUUUUGUAUAUAAAUUACCUUAUUUAGAAAACGUAUGAUUUUAUUAUUGAAUCUGAAAACUCAUCUGCUAGAGACGUACUCAUUUCUUCUCUCCCGUUUUGCAGGGCUCCUCGCUUUAAGGGAUUUCAACAGCAGGACAGCCAAGAAGUUCUCCACUAUUUGCUGGAUGCAAUGAGAAUAGAAGAGACAAAGGUGAUAUGUUUGUAAAUCAAUAAGUAGGCAGUAGAUUUAAAUUUACAUUUCAACUAUUUUUUGGUGCUCUGAUGUGGUAGUUGAGACAAGCAGAAUAGACUCUUAAUCUGGGUUCAAGCCCCACGUUGGGCAAAAGAUUCCUGCAUUGCAGGGUGUUGAAUGAGAUGAUCCGUGCGGUCCCCUCCAUCUCUGCAAUUCUAUGAGUCUAUAUUAAAGAUAUUACUGCAUGGAGAGGACCCCUGGACUCCAGGCUCAGCAAAGUUAACACAUCUGUGCAAUAGUAGCAAAUAUGUGUCUGUUUUUGUUCCUUUUUGUUCCUAUUUAGUUGUAUUCAUGUCUUCCUUUGUUUAGUAAUCUGAGGGCAAUUUAACAUAACGCUCCCAGUAAUUUUACACCUCCUUAGCUUCAGUAAGGUCUGGCUACUCACCAGGUUGUUUGCCAUAGCUUGUGGAAUCCUUGGUUUGAAGCCACAAGUCUUAGAUGUCACUGUACAGUGUAAAUAAGGACGAGAAAAUCUUACAUGGCAUGAGUCAAUGUGGAAACUGCUUUCUUUGUCCUGGGAUCUCCCUCUAACUUGUUCAGCUGGAAAAUAAAGCAAUGUAAUGGGGUGCACAUAGUCCUGUGUCACACAGUCCAGCUGUGUCAUCAUCACACAACAUGUUUUGCUUUUAUUGAAAUGCUCUUUGUGUAUGGUGGACAAGGUUGCUUACAAUAUGCUUUGGUUUUGCAUGUACACUAUUAGGGUGUUGGAGUAUAAAAGUAUCCCUAAUGCUUAAUUAGCUAAUAACGUUAUAGGUUACACAUAGAGGGGAAAUAUUGAGAUUGUUGCGUGAGCACUUCAGACAUGCUGAUGCUUUAGUUUAGAACCAAAAGUAGAAAUGGGGGAAUUUUUUCCUGUUUAGGUAUUAAUUAGAUAUUAAUUUUCACAGCUGAUAGCUUGAAACACUUGAUCGCUUUGUGCAAAAUUUUAUAGCAAGAAAACGCUUGCCUAUAAUAGAAUGUUGGCCAAUACUAUGUUAGAAUAAAUAAACCAAAAUUAGCACACACCCUUUGCUGGACCUUAAAAGUUAUUUGUUUAUUUCAUUACCUUGCCAAUAAUUAUGCAUUCUAGUCUUACUUAAACCAGAAAAAGAAAAGCUGCGUAGAAGUUGUUUCCUAGUCCCAUUUCCACUUACGGACAAACAAAGCUUGAUCCCACCCCUGAUAACAAUUAAACCCAUGUUUUGCCAUAAUGGUGGAAUAGUAUGAACUGGGAAUUUAUCACCUCAGGCAUCACAGCAAGGGACAUUACUAGUAAAAGCUCUUGGGAUUUCCCCCCCUUCUCCCUUUUCGAUUUUAUAGAUGUGUGACAAACUGAAAAUGUCAGAUUUGUGGAUCUGGUCAAUCUUGUGAGCCGUGACAGUUGUGCCAGUCUGAAACAAAACAUGAGCAACAUUGUCUGUCAUGGGAACCCCACAGCUGUUAAUCGUGCUAUUGUUAGAGAGUGUCACUACCAUGUGUUUUGUUUUUUAUUUGAAGGGAUGCCUAGAGCAAUCUGUCUGCCACCAGAAUCCUUUAAAACUUCCUGUUUUUCACGCUGCUCUUAAAUGUAUUUACUCUGAGUGUAAAAGUUUAGACCAGUCUUCCUAAAUUGCCAAACAGCCACGUUUUUCACUUUCCCCAUAUUAAACUUUUAUUUCUGAACCAUCUAUUCUGCAUAAAUUAAAAUAUAAUUUUUUAAAAAUCUGAUCUUUAUUUUUUUAAAUAAAAAAUCUUCUGAUCCUUUAAAAUACAAUAAUAUAAAGACUAUUUUAAACUAAAAUUUAUGACAACUUUUUUUUUUAAGUGCAGGGAGUCUCUAUUGCUUGUCGAUCCUGCAUUUUGUUUCCUGUUAAAGUGCUUUCAAAUUUUCAUUCAUGCUGAUAAUCUCAUUUGUGGACUCAGAAUGCUUCCUUAUUCCCAAACACUUGGUGUUCUUUGUAUUUGCAUCCUUCUAAAUUACAUUAAUGUAUGCAAGUGAGCCUUUUUUGAAAACGGCACAGCAAAUGGAAAUAGUCAAUACCACAGUCAAAAUUGCAUGUUGUCUGGUUUUUUUUCCAGCACUGGGAGAUGCUUCACACCAGGGCUUGAAGUAUUUGAACCCUGCUGCUAAUUGAUUAAUGUCUGAUGCCAUUGUUAGUUGCACCCAAACCCUUCAAAGACUAUGUUUUCUUUGACCUAAAUAAAUGGUUCAACGCACUCAUCCCAACAAAAAGGGAGUAGCUUAUGGCCUUAAACCCAUUUAUGGUAUCCAACUUGCUGAGUUAUUUAUUGAUUAGCCCUCUUUAGUAUAUUGUUGGAUUUAAGAUGAACAAAGAGCUUGAGGCACUGGGAGUUAAUACACUAGCCAGGUCAGAUACUCGUGAAGUAGAAGCUGUUACUUGGUUCACUAGUGAUGUAGUUAAUAUUUCAAAAUACAUUUAUCAUGGUACUUCUCUGUUAAGGUGUAUAAGUGGAGCAAGUACAUCAUUUCUAAGUUAGAAAUACAAUUGUAUUUUUUCCCUCUUCUUUUCUGAUGUUGAUACUGACACAUCUUAUCAGCACAUGUGAGGAAUGAGUUUAGAAAGGCCCAUAUCUAGAAUGCCACUGCAUAGUAAAACAUGACUUAGUUGGAAGAUACUUAAUGUUCUUAAAUGUUUGGCUACAUGUGGACUAUAUAAUUAGAUUUUCAUUGAAUGCCAUGUUCAUAUAUGUUUUAGCUAUAACGCCCCCCCCCCCAACAUUAUGGCUUUAUUUAAUACUUAACAUUUUCUAUUUUCAGAAGUUCAGUUGUGUGUGUGGCCUCACUCUUCCUAACACAAUUGUUAAUUGUGUUAGGGGGGCAUCCCUAAGGAUUGGAACCAUGAUGUAUGGGGAGAAGGAGUUAACCUUUCCACUCCCUCCCCAGUAGUCCCAGUGGAAAUUGUAUCCCCCUGAAGUCAUUAUAAGUCCUAGCAAUAAAGUUUCCAUUGACUCCGAUGGAAUCUUCCCUGGCAGGGCUUAAAGGAGGUUCAGUGUGUGUCUGUGUAUUUUAUUUCAAUCUGGACCACGGUGGGGAAAAGAGCUAAUCUCUGUCCCGCAUGCAACACAGGCCCAAUUCUGAUUGCCUUGUCUCUCUGCUGUUUCUGUUGUUUAUAUAGAGAGAAAGCUGAAACAUGUUAAAUAUAUUCAUAUACAUUGAGGCAAAAGCAAACUGGGCACUUUGGUUCACACUCUUAGCCAUUAUACCAUACCAGUAUUUUUUUUAUAGAUUCUAUGUCAGGCGCAGGGAACUGGUAGCCCUCCAGCUGCUGCUGAACUACAACUCCCUUUGCUACCAGCCAGCAUGGCCAGUGGUCAGGAAUGAUGAGAGUUGUAGGUCAACAACAUCUGGUGAGCCACAGGUUCUGAGCCCUGUAACAAAUACCCCAUCACCAAGAUACCAGGUUGACUUUAAUUACUUUUGUCAUUGUCCUGUAUGUUAGAAAGCUGGCUCAGUAAAUACAGCUGCAUUUUUUCCAUUAAAACAGUUAAAUUAGGGCGGCAAUUUUGUUGUCUUCUAUUUGGCAUGUCAGGGUUUCUUCCAUGGCUUUUUUAGAGAGGGAAAAAGAUAAUCAUUCUACAAUUGUGUAAUCAGUUUGCUACUUGCCUGAAGAAACAUAGUUAUCUUUGAAGUGGGGCAGCUGAUAGAUACCUUUAAUAUUAACAAUUUAAGUUUCAAAUUUACUAGCAAUGUAUAAAAUGUAAGAGGCUACAUAUUUUUGACAGUACUGUCAAGUGUUCUUCUUAUUUGUUGUUGUUUGUUCCGUUUAAUAUAUUUCACUGUCCUUGCAAGUUUGAAUUUUUGACAAAAUAUGUGCUGAAUGUUUCUUACAGCGCAUACAAGCUGCAAUCUUAAAAGCAUUCAAUAAUCCAACAACUAAAACUGCAGACGAAGAGACAAAAAGGAAAGUCAAAGGUAUUUAGCAAAUGUGCCAUUGUGUUAACUUGCACAGAGUCUGGUUUGAGUUUGCUUUUGCAAAUGAAUUGACUAUGAAAUAUUUUAUUCAUGAAUAUAUAAUUUCAUUCAAAUGAAUCACACUGGAGGUUCCGUGUGGCUUUUUCAGGGCUUGUGCCUAUUAUUCUGGUGCCAUCUAGUGCGCAUGCAAAACACUCCCAUUGAUCAUUUUGUUCUACACUUGUAACCUGAUUCUCUGAUCUAGCUAUGAUUCACAUAGCUAGGUUGUCUUCUGUCUUUAGCCCUCUGUAAAAAAAAUAUACAGAAAAGCUAGAAUUUUAAGUGGGUCAGGAAGUCCUGCUCACUGCCCGCUACUCAAGUAUACAUAUUCUAAUUAAGUUGAGGAUUCAAUUUGGGGAAGGCUAGAGGAGUAAGGAAUGGAAAACACCCUCCCCUUUUUCUCAGCCCUUGGAGGAUGAGUCUAUGAAGUCUAGUUCAAGGCAAAUCACCACUUAGAAACUGUGGCAUUAAGCUGUCCAUAAAUUACCCUGUAAGACAGAGAUAUAAGGCUGUAAACUUAUACGGCCACAUUCCACAUUUACUGGGAAGCAAGUUCAGGCAAAACCAGCAGGACUGCCUUAACAGCUGCAUAAGUCAAAAUAUCAAAGCACACAUACGAAAAACAUGAGCUGGAAUAUAUUUUUAUCUAUGAAUUUAAAACACAAGCAUUACGAUUUAUGUUAAAGUAUUUGCUUUUGAUAUCUUAUUACAAGUUACUAUGGAGUCUUGUUUUGAAUACGAAAACCAAAAGUUCCUCUCCCUGCCCCGCAAAGGAGUCUGCCUUAAAUGUUAGUUCUUUAAUACUUAAGGCAGACUACUCAAGGAGGAAAAACAUAGUGGGAUCACUCUGAAGUGCUGUUGAUGCUUUGUAUAGCAUAAUAAAAUGUCCACUGUGUAAGAGUAUAUGGAUAGGUAUAGUCAUAUUUUGCAUUUUAAUCCCUCGGUUUGAAAUACAUUCUAAAUGUUUUAUCACUCUCAAAACUGUAUUAAGGACUGAUGAAUGGAAAUGUUUCUGUGUUGAUAGUAUUGCAGAUGUUUACUUACAAUGCACUAAUUGUUUUAAGAAGAAAAUCCUAGAAUGAAUUGUUUUUAGAAUGGAUGUAUGUGUUUCCUCCUUUAAAAAAGGGUAAUGUUUUUGCAGCAUAUGGAAGAGAGGGUGUGAAGAUGAACUUCAUAGAUAGGAUCUUUGUUGGUGAAUUGACUAGCACUAUCAUGUGUGAGGAAUGUGAAAAUGUAGGUAUUCUGGAAUUUGAUUUGUUAAAGUAAAAGAUCACUUAAUGAUUUGAAUGUACUGUGUUUUUUUAUUAACUUCUGUACUGUCUGUUUUAUCAAUGUCUUGCAAUAGUAUAUUAGAAACAGAUUAUUUCAAAGUGCAACCCUUUAAAUUUCACUUUCAUAUAGAGAAGGGAGUUUCAUAAAAAAACACAACCCUGAUCACCUGGAUAAUUUUAGGUUGGAGAUCUGAAUUCUAAUACUGUAAUGAAAGUAAGAUCAAAAACUAAUUAUGCAUUAAGUAUAACAUAUCCCUCUAGCUGCCAUGUAGCUGCUUCCUUGCUUGAAGAAAAACUAGAUGUUCUCCUCAGCCCUUCUGCAGGUUUGUUACAUUAUCAUCAAAGACCUAUAGGUCUUUGUGUGUGCUUAUACAUUCUCUUCAGGGUUCCUUAGCUAGUUCCUCAUGCACAGCAUGGAACUAAAAAUACCAUCUACAGAAAAUACUAAUAUCCCAGAAGCUGUUAGUAGUGCCAGUUAUAAAUGGGGGUGGGUUUUUUUUGGGUGGUGAGGUCUUUUGACAAAAUUCUUUCAGUGCACCCUUUUCCCUAACUGGGCAUACCUACCUCCUUGUUACUGUUUCCACUACCUGUUCAUUCCUCCCUCCGGAUUGUUUCCACCAAUUUCAAGAAAGCGUGUGUGUGUGUUGGGUGGGGAAGGUAUGCGAGUCCUUCUUUCUUCUCUAAUUUUCCUUUUGAUUCAAGAGCAGUUAAAUAGGAAGCAACAAGAGGGCCAAGAGAUUCCAGGGAUUGGCAGAGGGCCCCCGCUAGGCCAUGGGCCUCAGUUGUUGCCCAACAAUGCUGAUCCCUGAGGCUGGCUCUGGGUGAUAGGUAGACAGACAGACAGGUAGAUAGACAGUUGUUCAGUAGCCUUAUAUAGUUCUACCAGCUGACAAUAUAUUGGCUUUCAUAUUUUAGCAAAUAUGAGAUAUUCCCCAGUGUGGCAAUUCCAUUAUAACUUUCAGUAGACUUGUUGUUUUAUAAUAUCAAUCUAAAUAAGUACAUCAUUGAAAGACUUAAAUCUUUCUAUAGCCUUUAGCCCUGUCCCACAAACUUGUUCACACCACCCAGUUCCACUCCAGCAUAACAAGGGACAAUUUUAAUCAUUCCAUGACGCUCCUCCUUUUUCUAGAGCAGGGCUGGCUAACCCUCAGUUUGGGGACCUGAUCCAACUCCCCAAGCCAGUUUCUUUGCUCUUCAAGACCUCAGAAUUUGCAGCUCUGGCCAAAAAAAAUAAUUCUACACACUUCACAGUAGAGACAGCUCUGAGGUGAGCAGAGCCCAGCACCCCUAUGGGAAUCCAAAUCUCCACCUUCUCAGUCAUUAGCUCAAACAUUUGAAAUUAGCUGAUCUGCAUGGGUUUUCUGAGAAGGGGGGGCUGUUUGCCCCUAUCCUAUGUGUGGAAUGGCCACACUUAUCACUGGCAUGUGGACCCUGAAGGGUUGGUCAGUAGUGAAUUUGGUCAGCUUUCAAGUAAAAAACAGUUAGCCACACCUGUUUUAGAGUAUUAUUAUGCUGCACCAUCAAAAAGCAGUAUAAUAAUUUAUUCCUGAAUAAGCCCUGCAGUCUGUGGCAUUGAAGUGGCAUACUGAGAUGUUUACUCAUGAUGUUGUCUACUGGCAUAGUGAUGAUGCUGAACAGUUGCAUAAAUGGAAAUACUGGAGCCAGAUUUGCUACCUUGAAAGAGGGCAGUGUUGCUCACAAUGUAGAUCAGAAUGUCCCUGGGGGGCAAAUUGUUCUUAAAUGUGGGAUUUACCAUCUUGCAACAACUGUGCGAACCAUUUGUUCCCAAGAUACCUCCUGGGAAAAACCACUGAGGGAAAUACAUCCGUAAGACUUGCUGUACCAGGAAAUUACCGAGUGUGAUGCAUGUUGAAUACUUCAUAAGCAAAAUGUCAGAAAACAUGUCAUUGAGCCAAAGCCUUUGCAAGCAGCUAGAUCCAUGCAUAUGGCUAGGAUUGGGGUGCCAGAAAGAUUAACUGUUCUGUAUCAUUGUGGCCUCAUCCUUGCAAUCCUGCUCAUGCUGGUGUCAGGCAUGAGCUAUCUACAGCCCUGGUAAACAAGUUUCCGACUCGUAUUCCCUUGCCAGCAUUGGCAGGGACUAGUCGCUGGAAACCGGUGCCCUGAACUGCAAAAGUUGGCUUGCUUUUUUGGACAUGGAGAUUCCCUGUCCAUAGGAAACAAGGCUAGAAUCCUGCUGGCAGGCACCACAUUGAUACAGUUGUAGUUGGACUUGAAAAAAUAUUUCUUUCCCCCUCCCUCUCCUAGUAUCUGGAAAGACUUCAUCAGUGUCUCUCAAAGUUCAACUUUGAAAGAAACAUGACCCACCUUUAAAUGUUAAUGUGUGGGUUUCCAGUGGAGUCUCUAAGUGGGGCAUUUUGCUGCCUCUGCUUAUUAGUAUAGGCCCAUUGCCAGAGUUCUUGUGUUGCUGAAGCCUAAAGUGAUGCUAGUGGUUAAGAGAAAGGGGAGCAUGUUAAAGUCGGUGUAAAACAGCAAAAAACUAAACAUGUUUAGAUUUCUGUGCCUAAAUUUAGCCUCUAAUAAUGUUCUGAUAGUAUUGACAGUAAGUUCUAAAAGACAAAAUGUUCUGUUGCGAAUGAAAUCUAUGCCUACCUCUAGAUUUUGACAGUGUUCAUACUUCCGUUUUGCUUUUUUUAUAAACAACAACAACACAACCAAAAUGAAAUCACAGUCACUUCAUUUCUAAAACAGUAUUGUGAAGUUCUUCACUACAUAAAGAAACCUUAAUGUGUGUAAUAUUUUUGAAUUAGGCAGAUAUUAUUAAUUUUUAUUAUUUAUUAAAUUUGUUUACCACCCUUCAUCUGAAGAUCACAGGGUAGUUCACAACAUAAUUUUGUUUAUUUUUUAUAGAUAUUGUUUAUAGAUUCUAAUGCAUGAUGGAAACUCCACUUUGAUAUAUUUCUUUUUUUACUUUCUUCUAAGAUUUCCACAGUAAAGGAACCUUUCAUUGAUCUUUCACUUCCUAUAAUAGAAGAGAGGGUAAGAAACAACUUCUUUAAUAAAUAGCUACAAUUGCUACAUUAGCAUCAUGCUGCUGUGUUUGCGGAUCACUGACUGGAUGUCGGAGCAGCCAAAACAUUAGAUUGCCAGGAUUCAGUCUCUCCAUACCCUACCUUAGAUAUUGGCACUGCCAAACUGAACUUGACCAUCUGCACUGACCAAAGGGGUGACUAUCAUAUUUUUUUUAUAAAAAAAAUCAUGCUUGGAUCCUUUUUAAUGUGUGUGGAUUGCCCUUCCUGAAUUGGGACUCUUAUGUAAGAUUAAUAAAUUCAAACACAUUUAUUAUCUAGCCAUUUCCCUUUGCCUGUAUGAUAUACUAGUUUUAUACCAGAAGCACACAACUGAUCUUGUCUGAUAUAAAAGGUGAGCACUAUAAGCAUUUACAGUACUUGAUGUGUUACCGUACUUGGCAAGUAGUUAUUAGCAUUUUCUCUGCUAUGAAUCAGUUAUUCACAGUGAAAACAUGCAGUGUAACUGGAGUGUCUUAUGAAAAGAGGUGUUUUCCUCAUAAAGUAUAAGCACCCUCACAGUGUUUGGUAUUUGAAGGGUGGACGGGGGGGGGGGGGGAGAAGGAAUCUGCUCAGCUACAUCAGUUAUAUUUAAAAUAAAUGACCUAAAUUAUUCAGUGUUGACCCAUGAAGGGUGAACUUCUUCAGGCAAUCAGGUAUUUUUAACAAGUAGCAUUAUUGGGGAUGGGUUAGAAUCACUGUUGUGGGAAAAGAGCUAUUUUUGAUGGAUGCAGUCCUCAGCUGGUUAUCUAAGGCGCCUCACGACUUUGAAAUGAGCAAAUAAAUGAAGUUUGUAUUCUGUACAGGCCCAGCCUUGUCAGAUGUUUGAGUAUGACCUGUAGAGUUGAAGUUGUUUUGCUUUUAUGCAUCAUAUGAUCUCCUUAGGCCAGUGCUACUGAUUUGGACUGGAUAGCCCAUAUGCAUGUACAAAUCUACCACAUUUUUAUGUGAAUUGAAUUUUUUUUAAACAAGCAUAUGUGAGUACACACUUUCAGCUGUACUGUAUUACUUUAAUCGGUCACCAAUAGAAAAGAAAGGAAGGAUAUGCCUUGAAGCAUGCGGUACUUGGCCAGUCAAGCAGUUGGAGGGGAAGUUUAAAACCCUAGGACCCUGCUAUGUAAAAUAGAUUAGUAAACAGUAUCUCUCAACAGAGAAACCAGCAUGUAAUGACUAUGGAAGGUGGAGUGAAGAAAGCUAGGUGGAGUUGGCUAAAUCUCUACAGUCAGCUUGCAGGAUCUUUUACUUGUGGGUUGUGUCUUUUCAGUGUGUGUCUCCUUUUUCAAGCAAUUUUAUACUUUUUAUACUUGUUCUGGAGUUGGAAAGCUGGUCAAUUUCCUACAUGUUUGACCACUUGUAUGUAAUGAAUAUGUAUGUGCAAAUGCAUGCCCUCCUUAAUAAGGCAAUGAUGUCACCAUUUUGCAGGGAAUACCUAGACUUCACAUAUUGCAGGGAUGGAGAACUGGUGGAGAUCCCAACUGUCGCUGGACUCAAACUCUUCUCUGACCAUUUGCCAUGCUGCUCGAAGCUGAUGGGAGUUAAGAGUCCAACAACAGCUGGGGGAGAGGCAUCACAAGUUCCCUAACCCUGGUUUAUUGAGCUGCUUCCCCUACUUCGGACAGCCUCCUAAGUCACCACUGAUUUACAGCUCUCAUACUGCAGCCAUCCUAGGUAGUCAGCCUAAUGGUGAGACAGACAUUAGUUCUUCGUGAACUUAACAAAAAAGGGCUUUGAGAAAUUUUAAUCCUAAAAGCAGGGUAUAAAAUACCCAAAUGAAUUUAUAAUAGAUGAAUGUGCUCUGAAAAUGCUCAGGGACUACUUGAUUUGUGUUUGGAAACUCUGCAGCUGUUCAUAGACACUUAGCUACAGUUGCCGGAACAUUUGAGGGCAGGACCAUAGCUCAUGGAGAACGGCUGCAGCUCUGUUAGCAGAGCAUCUGCUUUGCCUGUAGAAGGUCCCAGGUUCAAUCCCUACAUCUACAGAGAAAACCCAGUUUGAAAACCUGGAAAGUCACUGCUAGUUAUUGUAGACAAUACUGAGCAAGAUGAAACAGUAGCCUGACCGAGUAUAAGGCAGCUUCCGGAGUUCCUGAAAGAGCAACCCUGCAUAGAUUGCAAGUGCUCAAGGCUUAGGACUCUCUCUUAGCCCAGCCUUCUGUAGCCUUGGGUGCCCAGAUGCAACCUCCAUUAUUCCCUUCAAACAUAGCUGAUGGUUGGGGUUGAUGUGGGCUGUAUACCAACAACAACUAGGGACCUGAGUUUGGAAAGGGCUGAUUUAGCCCAUUGUAUUUGAUUUUUAAAAGGAAAGCCUUGACCUAUGCUACUCUCUCAAGUUUCUGGGAGUAGUAAUUUUGUGAAGUUUUCUAGAAGAUAUAUGUCCUUGUAAUUAUUAACACAAUCUAAUUAAAUUUUGAAACACAUUAAUAUUAUUUUACACAAUAUGAUUAGGACUUGACCAGUAAACUAACCAGAUAUAUAUAUUUAAAAGUGUCAAAUGUCUAAUUCACCCUGUGCAUAUUGAUAUAAGCCAGCACUAUCUUGUUUGGAAAAGGUAGGAGGGAAAGAUAUUUUUUUAUAUAGGAGAGUGUAUGUUUUACCGUGAAUAACCACGUGUAUUUUCCAGAUCUCAAAACCUGUUCCUUUUGGGAGGACAAGCAGAGGUAAACAUAUCCAAGAAGCAGAUGCUGAGUACAACUGUUCUUCUGUUACUGCUCUGAAUAAUCAACAAUCUAAAUUGUCUAGAAAACAUUUGUUAACAAAAGAUAAGGUAAGAAUGCAACAGCAUUGCUGAUCUGUAGUUCAACUAGUUGUAUAACAAAUCACAUUUUUAUGGAAAUUUGCAGUAGCUGCAAAUUUGGUUUGAAUAGGUCUCUUUUAAUCUACAGCACUGUAUUACCGAUUUUUGGAUAUAUGUACACCUAAUACUUCUGGGGCUCAUGAUGUGGUGUUAAUACAUUUUAAAGUAGUGUAUUUAUGAAACUUAAAAGUGUAUGAUAUAUUCACACCCACACCUAUAAAUAGUGUGUGUGUGUGUGUGUGUGUGUGUAUGUGUCUAGGUGAUUUUUUAAAAAACAUGAUGGGUUUAAAAAUGAUCUUUCUUUCUUAAAAUAAAAUAAAAUAAAAAGCUACUUUUCAAAUUCAUUCUCCACACUCUGUGCCCUCCUCCCUGCUUUCCUCUAGUGUUGUCCAAGUUUGUUUCUGGCUGCAAUUGCAAGCAGUGCAGGGCUGGCCAAGAGAGCAGACAAGUCAGCCUUCGUGCCAUUUGGUGGAUCAGUUGGCAGGGUGUACUAUAUGAGAAGUGCAGCCAACACAGUCUCCCAGGAGACUUGGAACAUGGCUUCCAUGAUGUGCUCAGCCUCCAGUGGCCCAAGGGCCUAUGAACCAUAGUUCAGCCUCUUAACAUGGUUCUUCCUGAUGGUGGCACAGCAUGCUGCAGAUAUGAUGUGCUAAUACAAUGUGAGAUGCUGAUAUUUUUUGCUGCAAAUAUUCUACUGUACAUUAUUUUACAAGGAAAGCUUUUAUGUUUAGAUCAUUUAUUGAAAAUAGAAUACUUCAGACCAUUUUUCAUUUAAAAUUGUAACCUAUAUCCUUCAGCAUUUGACAGAUGAAAAAAUGUUUUGCUUAACAGCUGAGUGGUGAGCAUGAGGCCUCUAAGGCAGUCUGGCAGAAUUUCCCAUCUCCUAGUCGUUCUUUUAAUCCACUGACUUUAAAAAUACUAUUGCUGAAAAUCUAAAAACCUACUUAUUUCUCUUUGGAUGGCAUUAAGGUUUCAAUGGCUAUUUAUGCUUUUUAUUUUUCCAUUCCCUUCCAUUAUUGUGUUCUCUCCCUUUCCCCCCUCCGUCUCUCCCUCCCUCCCCCACCACUACCAUAUACACACAAAUGCUAUGAUUUUUAUGUUUGUUGUCUGUUUCAGAUUUUGAUACAUUUGCUCUUAGCACAAAAUCUUCUACUUGGCAUCUCUUUGUAUGCAGUCAAGCAAAUUUGUAGAAACUCUCCCCCUCUUUUUUUAGUGGAGUCUGGAAUUAGGAGAUGCUUUUUUUAUUUUUCCAGUCUCAGAAACUGAACCACAAGGCUUCCUUCAAACAUUCUACCACUUGUAUAGUGGCAAAGCUCACUAAAAGAAUUGUGGCAAGACCAUCAGUCCACAGUCUGCCCCUGCUAUGUUUUAAUCUUUGGGAGAAAAAAUCCAUCUUGAUUCAGAGGUAGCAGUGAGAAAUUGAGGCCAUGUACAAUGCAUGGAGAAUAAUAGUUGUGCUGUGUUCCCUUCCCCCCUUCUUAUUUUUAAAAGGCAAGACAAGUGGGAAUGCUCGGACUGUAUGUGGAGGAAUCCAGAGCUAGCAAUACAGGGAACUGAAUUUCAGGGGCUAUUUGGGAAAUCCUUCAAUGGGAAUCGAAUAAUUGUAAACACUAUGAGUUUUGCCCCACCCCCCAAUAGUUUGCCUGUGGGAAAGCAGUCAGUUUCAACUUUCAUGCAAGUCUCUUUUGUGCAGUCUCAGACGUGGGAUGGGGUGAUCAAGAAUGUCAUCAGCAGUAUCAGUAAGUCACUGACAAGUGCUUCUUUUUGGUACUUUGAGGCAAGAUACUGCAUGAGAUGGCCCUCCACCUUGCUGCUGUUUCUCACUUGCUUACCUCUCCCACUGGCCCAGUCCUCUAAGAUAAGUGAGGCAUGCUGGGUUUCUGCUCCUUCUCCUUGCUUGUUCCUUUCAAGAGGGCGGAUAAACAAGCAGCAGCAGCAGCAGCAGCGAGGAUGAGUAUAUCAGGAUCAGGAGCCUACAGGUAUUGGUAGUGGGUCCCCUACUCUGGGGUACAGGCUUGGACUCUUCCAUUUCCUGAAAUGAUGGUGGCCUGUUGGUGGCCCAUGAAACUUGCUCAGCCACAUUCCUGGCAGAAUUUUCAAUCCAAAGACCUUGCUUGCUGGGAGAUGAGCAACAUAGGCUGUGAUUUGAGCACUAGGAAAAUGUGAUGCAGCCAAUACAAGCGCUUCUGUAAGGAAGGGUAUUUUGGAUCCCAUGCAGCUAAAGUGCAAUUCCCUUCCUCCUGAUUGUUUAGAAAGGCUUUUAAGAGUAUAAGCUUUGAGCCAUAGAAAUUAAUGGAAGCCGUUCCCAUUUUUAGAUGAGUGACUUGCCCAUAAUAAUACAGCAAGUUGGGAAAAUUCUAAUAGUGUCUAGAGGCUGAUUAAUUUUAGAAUUCAAAGUCUGAAUUAAAAUAAAGAGAAAUACAUCUGAGGAGGAGUGUGUAAAUGACCUAAAGAGGUCUUUACACUCUAUAGUUAAAUGGUUCACUUUCAUUUAGAAAGUUUCUUGUUGCUAGUUGAAAGCUUUCUUGGUCCCCUUGGUCAUAUAAACAUAAACUUGUAUGUGUGCCCGGUUGAAUUCAGUGGACUUUAGUUCCAGCUGAGGUAAUUUAGGACUAUCACCUAAGGGAUAUUUACCGUCUUUAUAUUUACUAGAAAAUUUAUUUUGAGAUAGGGCACUGCCAAUUCGAAACACCAUGUGUUGGGAACCUCUUUCCUUAGCCAAGGAUGACAGAAAGCCCAGCUAUAUCUGAAUAUCCAAGGGCAUUUGGAAAAAAACCAACACUUCAUUGGAAGGCAGGCUUUUAAAUCCUUUUUGCUGAGCCUAAUGCUGCUUUUGUUAAUCAAAGUUAAACUUUGUAGUGUUGAUAAAUGUAUAAUAGUGUUCAUAUAGUUCUCAAGAUGGAUUUUUAAACACUUUCAGUUUUACUUAAGUUGUACACGUUCAUUUUUAUUAUGCUUUCAUAUCCCACUUACUGCUCAAACCAGCCAAAAUAGCUUUAUGUUAAGAAUAAUCCAUCCAUGAAAUAUUGUAGAAUUGGAGUCAUGAGAGGAAUGAGCUGCCACUGUUUUUUCUUUAUUUAUUGCAGAAGUUUUACAAGCCCUUAAGAUAAAUUGAUUUUGAAAGCGUAAGAGAUUUUAUUACAGAUUGAAUCUAAGUUUGAAUUGCAUGGAAUCAAAAAUUGAAUUUCAGCUUUAAGUUUGGUUAGUAAUUAAAUAUUUUUGUUUGCAAUACUAAAUUAAUGCAUUAAAUUUAAGAUAUCCUAGGCACUACCUAGGGAUGCGGGUGGCACUGUGGGUUAAACCACAGAGCCUAGGACUUGCCGAUAAGAAGGUCGGCGGUUCAAAUCCCCGCGACGGGGUGAGCUCCCGUUGCUCGAUCCCUGCUCCUGCCAACCUAGCAGUUCGAAAGCACCUCAAAGUGCAAGUAGAUAAAUAGGUACUGCUCGGGCGGGAAGGUAAACGGCGUUUCCGUGCGCUGCUCUGGUUCACUAGAAGCGGCUUAGUCAUGCUGGCCCCAUGACCCGGAAACUGUACACCGGCUCCCUCGGCCAAUAAAACCCCAGAGUCGGUCACGACUGGACCUAAUGGUAAGGGGUCCCUUUACACCUUUAGGCACUACCUCUUUCAGCUCUAUAUACUUUUCAGAGCUUAUCUGUACCUGAGUAGCUUAACCAGAAGGUGGAGUAACUGAGAAGGGCAUGGGGGUAGGCGAGUUAUUUGGGGAAAGGAAAGUGGACUGCCCUGCAACUCCUAUCAAAUAACUGGUCAGCUGUGUCUGUGUUCACUGAUCUGUAAACAUCACAGAUCCAGAGCUUUCCAGGACUGCCAUGCAAAAACAUGGAUCCAAUGCACAGAUACUUAUGGAUCAUCAUCAUUUGUGCAAGGAAUCCCCUCAAAACCAUUAUCAAAUCGUAUGUCUUUGUGCCUUCUGUGGCUGGUUUUGUUGUCAUCUUAUAUAAAGACCAUGGAAAUCCACGAGGAUAUUGGGGUCUGCCAUAGAGAAUGCCCUCUCCAGGACCACCACCACCCAAACUCCUGAGGGUAGUGGAACUACCAAGAAGCCCCUUCUGCUGAUCUUAACACCUGGGAGGGGCUGUAGGGUUUCCAUAAGAUAGGUUAAAGGGUUUUUCUGUUUCAGAAAGGUAGGAUAUUUCAGGUUAGAGUACAUCGCCAAAGACAUUUUAAAGCAAAUGCAUAAAUACUGUUGUUUUUUUUAAUUUUUAAAACCCAUCUUUUCGAUAUGCUUUUAAGAGUUAAUGCAAUGCUUUUAUGGAUUUUCAACAGACUUACGUUUGGGUUUUUUUCCUCCCUUUUGCUAAUGAUGUGGAAAUUGACAGAACCAAGAAAAUCAUGAAAGAAGAUUUGCCAAAAAAUCCUCCUCUGCUGAAGAAGAAACAAGACAUUUUAUCAUGCACAAAAAAGUCAGAAACACUAAAGGUGAAGGCAGAUCUGCUGUUCCAUAUACAGGAGACAGCAGUUCGGUAAUGGAAUCUGCAGCAAAUGGAAGUCAGACUGAAGGCAGUGAAAAAGAAGCAAGUCAUUCUGAAAGUAGCAUUGGUGCAGACAGUGAGGCCUCUGAAAGCGAAAGCCAUUCUAAGCAAACUGCUUCCAGCAGAGCUUGUAGCACACCUGGUGUGUGCACUGAUGAGCAUAAACAUUUAUCUGCAAGCAUUAAAUCACAGUGUAACAAAUCAAGUGAUGGCGGUACAGAGGGACUUACUAUUGGCUUAUCAAACCUCUGCUUGGGUAGUGGUGUCAGUGAAACUGAAGGGACUCUCAGUAGAGAUCAGCUGUCAAGUCUGUCCAACAACAUAGACGUUUCAGCAGAGAACCCCACAUUACUGCAAAACCCUCAAAAUGCUUUCCAGACUCUUUCUCAGUGUUACAUAACUAGUUCUAAAGAAUGUUCAGUCCAGUCAUGCCUCUACCAGUUUACAUAUGUGGAGCUCUUAAUGGGAAACAACAAACUUUUGUGUGAGAAGUGUACGGAACGGAAACAGAAGCACCAGAAGAAAGGAAAUUUCACAGGUAAUGAAAUGGUGGCUGAGUAUAUUGUUUCACAUAGACAACUUUCUAGGGUCCAAAGGAGUGUAUGAUUCUGGCACACUUGGGGAGGGAUGGGGAAUGUAUUAUAUGCCUUCAAAAGCAGCCACCAUCCUGCAUGGUAAACUGCAUUUGAAACAGAGAGGAAUUUCAAAGACCUUUUGUCACCCGGCAUGAAAGUCCGCUCUCCAGAGAUAAAGUUCAGAACUCUUUUUGGGCAUUUCCAAGACCUUCAUCAGCCUAAAAUAGUCCUUUUGGAUUCUGGCUGAAUAACCAAGAGACCCUGCAAAGCUGUAUGAUUGCACCACAGAACACAACCAGUGACAUUUAAGAGACUGAACUAAUGUGCAUUUUUGAGGGGAGCCUGUUCAUCUCACCAUGUCUUUGCAAAUCUUUUUGACCUCAGUACAGUUCUUCAAUAAUCUUAAAUCUUUUUAACCAUUACAUUUGUAUGACACAAGCACAAAUGGGGCCUGCAACAUAAGGUUGUGGUGUGCAGUGCUCCCGUGCAGGAUUCGGGACAGUUGGUUGUCAUUCUAUGCCCACUCAGGCAAGCUCAGUCCUCUUUGGCUGUCUCUCUACAGAACUUGAGAUUCUCCAGAGCAUGCUAAUAACGUCCCUCUUCUGUGUGAAUAAUGCCAUUUUGGCUACAAAUGCACUCAAUUACAUAUUGAUGUGAUACAUUCAAAGCACUUCAAAUUAAAAAAACCCAAGAAACUCCACAAAACCUUAACUCUAAUUGGCAUAUAAUACAAAGCUUGUGAUUGAUGAAAUUUAUGCAGAUUCCCCAGAUAUGUAAUUUAUUCCAGUAGCAUAAAUAGGUUUUUUCUAUACGUGCAUGUGUGAUUUAUAUAUUCUAGAGGACCUAAAUAAAUACGACAUUUGUCACCAUCUUUCAUUAGUUUGUAUUUGUAUAUUAAUGCCCUCUUGUGGCCAAAAUGCAUUUACAGUGUUUUUCUUCUUCUAUUGAUGUCUCCCAGUUCCUCUCAGCAAAAUCACUCCAACGUGAAAGAGAUGGAGAUUUGUCUUGUGAUUUGUAAACAUGGGAAAUAAUGCAGUUGGAGAGUGGCUAGGUGGCAAUAGUUGCCUCUAGCUGAAUUUUCUCUGGCAGAAACUUACUCCCUUCAGAACAUAAUUUAGGAGUUUAGCAAUAUGACUUGCUGGACCAGACUGAGGUCUGUCUACUUCCACAAGUUGUUUGCCCUUAGCACCCGAUAAACAGAGAUAUAUUGCUUCAGUGCAUGGAAACACUGUUUUGAGUGUCCGGGCCAAUUAAAAAUUGAUAAGUGUUUCUUCCAUGACUGUAUCUAUCUGUUUUAAAAGUGGAUUUACUGUAAUUUUUUUACACAAAUUUGUAUGUGUGAGUUAUAAAUCAUAACAUCGGACACCGUGUCUGUUGUAAGUUCAUAUGACUGAAUAUCAUCCAUGUUCACCUGUAUAAAACAUGGGGAAAGCACACAGUCCUGAUGAGCAGUAAUAUCAUACACUUGCUGUACUGUACAUGAAGGUUUUUCUUCUUUUCAGAACUGAUAGUUGCUAUUGAAGUAGGACUUACAUAAAUUUGCUGUGCUAGAGGCAACAGGAUUUCCCAGAGCCAUUCCUUUAGUUUGACUAUAAAAUUAAUAAUCAAAUCUGAAAUAUUUUUUCUACAAUAUUAUGUCCAAAAUAUCCAGCAAAAAAAGAGAGGUCCUUCUGACCAUUUUUGAACAUUCAGUAUGUUCACUGAGCCAGUGUUCUCAGUAGAAAGUCUAAUGGAAUUAGAUCUUAGAGACUUUUGGCUCAGAUAUUUAGCUGUGUUGGUGACUUUAGGGAAAUCAUUGCUUAUUUAACCUCAGCCGCCAUCUGAAAAAUAGCAAUAUAGGACUAUUACUAAACAUUCAUCUUUCUGGAUUUUUGUGGGGAUUGUAUGCAUACUUAAAAUACUACAGAAAAUAAAAAAUACUGCCAUGCUUUUUAAAUUGGUAUUUUUUUUUCUGUACAGAAAAGAAAAUAGAAGGUGUAUAUACAAAUGCCAGGAAGCAGCUGUUGAUUUCUUCGGUUCCUGCUGUUCUUGUUCUCCAUCUGAAAAGAUUUCAUCAGGUAAAGUCUUGAAAUAAGGUGUUAUUGAAAGGAGUUAUAAUUUUGGACUGUACUGAAUUUCUGUAAAACUGUAUUUUCUCCAGAGUGACUAGUGAUUCUUCUGCUGAUGAAAAUUAUCCUCAUCCAUGUCACAUUUUGACUGUGGAAGAAAUAUCAAAGACUUGAUCCUUUUAUACACAGCCAAAGAAAAUUGUGUUUUAGGGUGGUAUCCAUUGCUAAUCCUACUCUGACCAGACCCCAUUGAAGUUAAUACACAUGACUAACAAAGGUUCACGAAUUUCAAAGAGUCUACUCUGAGUAGGAUUUGUUGGCUCUUAAUGUUGUGUACUGCCUUGUUAUAUUUUCUAUGACUGUGUGGUUUAUAAAUAAAUAAGGUAGAAAUGACUAAGCCAUUUUGUAAGUGGGUCUUUAGAUUUAUAGGAUUUUUUUAAAAUGCAGUUUAGUUCUGUACAAUACAUAAUUUCAACAGAUGCAGCCUUUCUCUUUGUGGUACUGCAAUUUAGCCUUCUAUGUUGCAUUUCUGCAUGACUGAAUUUAGCAAUUUUCUUAUCAACGUAACAAGUAAAUAAAUAAAUUUGUCAGUGUAUGUAUACUGUUCUUGUCAUUGCAGUCGAUUCAGAAUUUUUGAAUUUAAAAAGUUCAGUACUGUGCUUUUGCAGUACAGCUGGAUUCAGGUGGCACUCAAGUAGAAACAGUAAAUAUUUCAUUUCUUCUUCAGGCUGGUAUGAGUCUAAGGAAAGUAAACCGUCAUGUGGAUUUCCCUCUUGUUUUGGACUUGGCUCCGUUUUGUUCUGCUUCUUGCAAGGUAUGGCAUGUCAGAAGCACCAUUUCAAUUUAUACAGUACUUCAAAGAUAAUUUCAGGCUUCAGUUUUUACAGCUGUCUUUGUUUUCAAGUGAAGCCUAAGGCUUCCCCUUAAAUUACAGAAAGCCUCAUUUCUCUGCCAAGUCAAGAUAGCUGUAUUGAAUUGGUAAUAGCUUAAAAAAACACACCUUUUGCUAGCCUAAGAUGUAGAAUUAGUGAAGGCUUGUCACUGUUUUUGCUAAUUGUUAUAUUUUUAAGCUAAGUAUGUUCUCAAAACUCACUGCAUAGAAAUCACAUUUCCCCCUUUCUGUCUCCCUUUUGUUUUUGCAAUGAAGAAUGUGGCAGAUGGUGGGAAAGUUCUCUAUUCUCUUUAUGGAAUUGUGGAGCAUAGUGGGUCCAUGCGAGGAGGUCACUAUGCAGCAUAUGUGAAAGUCAGAGCACCAUCCAAAAAGAUUUUGGAACACAUUUCUAGCAACAGAAAUGUUCAAGGUAUGUACCUAAAUAAAAUGAUGUAUUUUGGGGACACGCACAUCUACUACAUUAAAUGCAUGCCCUUUUCUCGGUAUCACGCAGUUGGUUUUAUCAGUUCAGUACUUCUGCAGGCUACAAUAAACAUUUAUCUUUUAGAUCCAGCCCACCUUUUUCCAGCAAAAGGACAAUUAAGACAUUCCGUUUCUUACGCUUGCAAUAAUUUGCACAUUCAAGAUUUCCAGCCUUUGGUCAUAAAUAGUAACUUUUGAAUCUGGAUUCUGGAAAAUUCAGGACAUACUGAAGGAAGUACUUCACACAGCACAUGAUAAUUAAAACAGUGGAAUUCUCUCCCACACAAGGUAGUAAUAAUGGCCACCAACUUGGAUGGCAUUAAAAUAUUAGACAGACGCAUGGACAGUAAGGCCAUGAAUGGCUAGUAGUCAUGAUGACUAUGUUGGAAGCAGUAAGGCUCAGAAUACCAGUUGUUGGAAGUCAGUGGGGAGAGCACUAUUGCACUUAGGUUCUGCUCAUAGGCUUCUCAUAGGCAUCUGGUUAGCCACCAAGACAAAAGAGUGCUGGACUUGAUGGGUUAUCAGGGCUCUUCUUAACUUAACAUUUACUGCUGAAAUCUUGUAUCUUCUACAUUGGAGAUAAUACGUCAUUUAACAUUGUUCAGUGUAGUAUCCAGGACUGCUGGAUAUCUGUGCUGUAGACUCAAUGAUUCUGAAUUUACAAAGCAGCCCCAUAAAAUGGGUAUCUUCAGAAGCUAAGUUUUCUCUUUUUUAAAAUAUCAGUGUGUAGCCUGCACAGAAGCAGAAAUGUAUUUGUAACAUGGACAAGUUUCUAGUGAAAUCUCAAGAGGCUAGAAAGGAGGAGAAAUCCACUGCUCAUGUAGUGGGGUUUUGGUGCUCUGUGCACUUUUAUUUCCAUUUCUUCUCUGUCCCCCCGCCCCCAGUACUGGCCCUUGUCUCCCUGCCCAAGCACAGAGCAGUGGAAGUAUCCAACAAAGUAGCUUCAGUUUUCAAGGCCACCCUAGCUCACUCCAACAUGCAGUUGGGAAAACACUGCCUUUCCUCAUUUGUACUCUUUUGCUAAGACAAUUUUCAAAGCUGGCAGUACUGAGAAUAUGAAAACAAAGUUUCAGUGAAUUUUAUACAAUAGCAAACCUUCAAAAUUCUCACAGUUACUGGCUUAGUCAUAUUGUAUUCUCUUUUGCACUAUGAUGGUAAUUAAUAACUCUUUUUGUUUUGUUUUUUGCAUUUCAGGUUUGAAAGACUCUGUAGGAGCCACUGCAGGACAGUGGGUAUAUGUCAGUGAUACCCAUGUACAAGCAGUUACCGAAUCAAGAGUAUUAAAUUCACAAGCUUACUUGCUUUUCUAUGAAAGAAUACUGUAGCUGUAAUCAAGACUGAAAGUCUAAGUUAUUUUUGUGUUUUCUUAAAUGCAGCAGUAAUGUAAAUAUUGUGCUUUUAUCUGUUCUCUAAUACAAAAUUUACUGUGAUUUCUUACUUUAAAAACAAUGCCUUGUGUUCUGAGAAGCUGGUGCAUGCACAGAGCACCUAGAUGCACACAUAAGUUGGGUAGCUUACUAUGCUGAUUGGCAGCUGCCCAUCAAACAGCAGAGGAUGCAGUUUUAGCACCCUGUGUUGCUGCUUUUGGAAGGGGCAUGUUGAGCUGCCACCAGAGUGGAGGAACAGAAAAUCAUGUCAUGUGUAAGUGGAAAUAACGUCAUGUUUCUCUGAAUAUAAGCCCACAUGCUCAUUAUUUAAAUCCCCAAAAUGCAUUUGAAACAAUGUGCUUGGAAACUGAAUACUGUAGUGAAAUUUCAGUUUCGGAUAAGCAAAAUUUUAAAAAACAUGAAUUGAGAAAUGAAUUGGAGUUGUGCCUGAUUUUUUCUUAAUACAGAGGUAGGGUUGCAGCUCACAUAAGCAGUCUCUUUCUCUACCUUUCUCUUGCAAAAAGGGGAGGCAGAGGACUGUACAGCAGAGGAUAGAGCAAAAUUCUUCCACCUAAUUUUGGUGAUUUCCCCCCUCCCACUGCAAGGUGGUAUAACACAACCCUCACUGUGCAGCCCUCUCCUUUGGAGAAGGCUUUUUUGGGGGAGUAUAGAAGGGAGUGGGGAAGAGAGAGAGAGAUUGCACAGGCUUUCUGUUUGUGCAACCAUUAAGAGUUAGCCUGUGCCAUUCACUAAUCGUGUUCCUUUAAAACAUUGCUGUAGUUUAAGUUGCAAGCUCAACAAUUGAGUUCUACUCUGUUGUGUAUGCUUUAGUUGAGAUUCCUGCAUUGCAGGGGGCUGGACUAGAUGACCCUUGGGGUCCCUUCUAACUUUACAAUUCUGUCAGUUCAUAUAUUUAAAAAAAGGCAUGUUGCACAGUUCUUCUAGAACUGAUUCUCUUCUGAAUGCAUGUUGAGUUCUAUAUGCAGAAAGUUGAGUACAUCAGGGAGUAGAUUACAACAGAACCAUUAAAACAGAACAUUUCUACCUUAUGUGCUCCCUUUUCACAUUCAAGGAGUGCUUGACAUGGGAGUGUAUUCAGAUAUGCACCAUGACUAUAGUCACUAUGCUACUUUUUCAGAACAUUUGACUUUGCUUAUAGAUAUAGUAACAACAAACACAAUGCAACAGGCUGUUUUUGACUAUGUAACUUCUAUUUCAAGCACAAUUCAACAUAUAAUAUCUCACAAGUCCAUUCGGUUCCUAAAUUGGCAUAUUGGCAAUAACCACAAUAUGGUAUGCUUAUCUUAUGAUUUUCCACGUACAGUGGUACCUCUGGAUACGAACGGAUCCAUUCCGUAGCCCAGUUCGCAUCCUGAAGUAAACGUAAGACGCGUCUGCGCGGGUCGCGUUUCGGCGCUUCCGCGCAUGACGUCAUUUUGAGCGUCUGCGUUAUUUCCAGGUCGCCGCGGAGUGCGACCCGAAAAUAUUCAUCCCGAAGCUACUUCAACCCGAGGUAUGACAUUCCUUGUAUGUAGAUAUCGGAUCAGAUGGAAAACUUAAAGGUAUGGCACGACAAGGAUUCCGGGAUAAUACCUUGUUUUGCCCAAGCGGGCUUCGUCAGCUGUGCAUGCUCUAAAUUAAACAAACAUCAUGUAACAUAAUCCUUAUACAAACUAAGUAACAUAACAUACAAAUUAAACAAGUUUACAUACCGUAUUCUUGUAUGACGGAAACAUGGAACAAAAUAAAUCCAAUCACUGGCCAAAGUUCCUUUUUAAACAGAGAGGCAGUAUAGAUUCUAACUCUCCUGACCAUCCAUUGGACUUUAAUUUCUCUUGAUAUGUUCUGCAUGAUGUGUUGGUCUAUGGAAUUACACUUUGUGAGAUAUUAUAUGUUGAAUUGUGAUUGAAAUACAAGUUACAUAGUCAAAAACAGGCCGUUAUGUUGUGUGUGUUGUUACCAGGAUUGUACUUACGUAGCCUAAGGUUUAGUAGUGUUUUGCAUUUGCUUAUAGAUAUCCAAAUAUACUUUCUAGUCGUACAUUAUGUUCUCUGCCAUUUUUAUCUGCAAAGCAUCAUAUAGUCAAGCAUGCUGAUUUACUGCACACCCAACAUUUUAGGGUGGUGACUGGAUAACUUAUAAUUAUACAUUUUCUUAGUUUCUGUGAUUUACACAAUAUAUACACUACCGACUGUACUCAACUUUUUUUUCUAUUAAAUAUGGGGGUGGGGGUAUAUUGCUGUCUUACAAAGGAUCAGGGCUGCUGUUUAUUACUGUCCUCAAUAAUAUGGAUUUAUGCAUAUUAUUUCUAUUGUACAGAGGACAGUGGGACUAGCUCCGCAUGUGAAAUGCAGUUUUUUUACUUCUUAUUUUUUACCUGUGCACCACAUGAUCUACUUUUAGGACUUGGAGAAUUUUAAAGAAAAAUUAUAAUCUCUUUGUGGAUGCUCCUUUUCAGCUUCUGGACAAUCCAAGUUUCUCCUGUGCACUGAACCCCUCAUAUUCUAGGAUACUCUUUAAAUUGUAGCCAUUGGGUUCCAGCCAGUUAUGUGUCUUAGCCGAUGGUAAGGCUUCCAUCAGUGGAAUGGGGAGAAAAGUAGUUUGGCCGGGGCGGGGCGGGGGCUUCCAGAGCCUAUUUAAGGGAAGUAAGGGGCUGCAAGAGGGAGGAGGAAUCGUGGGAAAUUGUUUCCCUCCCUUUCCAGUCACAGCAGCUUUGCUUACCAGCAGAGCCACACUGUUGGAUAUAACCCACUGCCUGCUAAAAACAAAAGAAAGAGUCAAUUUAACAAGCUGUAUAAUGGGACAGCAGUGAGUGUGUCAUGCACAUACGUAUCCAUCUAUCUCUGAGUAGUUUCUUGCAGAAUACAUCCAGAAUGUCUCCAUACCCACCUCACUAAUUCCAGUUUUAAUGAUAAUUUAUUGAUAUUACGUUAUAAUCCCAGCACUGGAGAGAGAGUUGUUGUGACCUGUAGUAAUCCAUGAUGAUCCACAUUUAAUCUGAUAAUUUAAAGUAAAUUAAUCAGUUUCAGUGACUGAUCAUUUCCAGAUUACGUAUCUAUCCCAACAAAUCCAUCACUCACCCAUGCACAUUUAGAACAAUGUAGCUUACUCAGAUGUACCUUUUUAUGCACAAUCAUAUCCAGAAUUUAUUUUAAAUACUGCAUUCCAGCACUUUGGGGAUAAGACAUGAAGAUUCAAGUGCAUACAGGAAUUUGUUAUCUGUUUCAACAGGGGUUAAAACCUCUUACACUGAAAGGAAAUGGUACCUAUUCAUUGGUACGGGAGUUCUGAAGAAUGCAUACACAAGCUCUGGAAUGUGAUUUAUGUUUUGGUUUCUACAUGAAAUAAAGACAUUAUAUUUAAAAAAUUCAGUGGCACCUUUCUAAAGAGCAUCCUUUAAAAUUCACGCAAUCCAAAGUUAAAUUCUGUCAAAUUAAAAGGGAGUUAACUACACUUUUUUAAUGCUCACAUUAAAAUCAGUGGGCUUUAAAUAUGCUUUGCUUUGGCUGGCUCAUGAUAGCAAAUGAACAGUGUAUGGGUUUUGCUCAUGCUACAAAAGCCUAAUUAGCUAUCUACUUCUGGAGCUAUCAUAGUUGAGUGGUUUUCUGUGAUUUUUGAAAAAAGGAUCUCUGCCCGAAUCUCCCUUGCAAUCUCCUUGUACUACCUCAGGUUUUCACCUCUUGUAUUUAUAUUCAGCCCUAGAAUUAGAAUUCAGUAUCCCAAUAACAGACACGCUCCACCAUCACUUAUUCUCCCUCUCCCUCUUUGCUUUCCCCCCAUGCAUUUCAACCUUUUCAGCCUUUUGAAAUGGCUCCUGACCUUCGACUUCUUUUUCUCUAUACUUGCAUGCCCAUGUUAGUGUGGUUGUGGUUCAGACUGAAAUCAGUCCUCUGACUGCAAAACACUUCCUCAGAUAAGGAGGCGUCAUAGAAGGAAAUCUGAUACGACCACUACUGUAGUAUGGUAACUGAGCAGUGCAAGUGGCACCAUCUUCUGGCUAAAUCUUGGAACUGCACACUGUAAAACCUGGAUCUAUUGGAAUUUAGGCUACAAAGUUUCAGGCCAGUACUUCCCAAGGCAAGGGUGUUCGCUUAGCAACUCAAGAGUCGCUGUGAGUUUUAUGUAUAAGGCACAAUGAGAACUUGAUUUGCCUGUUGGGAACAGCAGUGUGUUGAAAAGAAGUCUAGAAUUUCAAAAUACUUAAUUUCGAAAUGAAAUAUUUUAUAUUUUUCCUCAAUGGUUUACAUAUGAUAGAUUAAACCAGGGAACUUUGUGAGGCAGAUGAUACUUAGAAUAAAUUUAGAAUGCACUAUGAAUAACAGAUUUUCUAUUCCUUAAUAUUUCAGUAUACUAGUAAACUUGGAUUAUAUUAAAAUAUUCAGGCCAAUAAUAUAUUGCAGAGGAUACUUGUGUAAUGAUGAGCAAAGACAAAUGCAAGCAUAAUUUACUUUGUAUGUGCAAUAAAUGAACCUAUUACUGUAUUUUUACAUAUUUUAUGUAUAAAAUGUAUAGAGAAUGUUAAACAGGAAUAUGUAUUUAAUUGAAUGGAGGCAAAAUAUGAAAAUGUCUGCUAAAUAUAUACCAUUGGGAUACAAAAACACUUGUUUAUUUUUGAUUGUCAAAAUAAAACAUAAAAGUCAGCACACAAGUUGAGAAAAAUGUUCAGUUUACAUUUAUUUGAAGGGGU
This is a messenger RNA of Podarcis lilfordi (Lilford's wall lizard), 57436 nucleotides long. The record is from the annotation of a GenBank genome assembly. Lineage: Eukaryota; Metazoa; Chordata; Lepidosauria; Squamata; Lacertidae.